This is a messenger RNA of Colletes gigas, 55477 nucleotides long. RefSeq lists its product as uncharacterized. NCBI's taxonomy places the organism in Eukaryota, Metazoa, Arthropoda, Insecta, Hymenoptera, Colletidae. Bases 125 to 54814 code for a protein of 18229 amino acids. Gene Ontology annotation, molecular function: peptidase inhibitor activity; calcium ion binding; zinc ion binding. The transcript is spliced from 172 exons. Gene Ontology annotation, cellular component: extracellular region; nucleus. The record is from RefSeq and is a predicted model, not a curated record.
CCGAGAGGUGGUUCAGUUGUUUAUUUAUUUUUUUCUUUCCCACCGUUGACCGACCAGCGAAACCAGCCAACAUUGGACUACGCAUACAGGGAGGCAUCGUGGCUGAAGGAGGCUGCUGUCAGCCAUGGGGACGGCCAAGAUGAAACGUCUUUGGCCGUUGGUGGUGUGGAUACUUCUAUCUCUGUGUCCAGCCGAAUCACUCAGAGGACUCGGCCGUGGAUCGAGACGAGAAGUAUUCUUCCUGAACCUCGAAGAUGGAUACUUUGGCUGUCAGGUGAACGAGUCGACGGACGUUCUACAGCUCCUAGAGCUGUCCAAGCUCUGCGACGGCAACGUCGACUGUUUUCAAGGCACGGACGAGCAACGCGACAAAUUGAAGUGCACAGAUGACUGCACGAAGGAGGACGGGACCAGGUGUCUGAAUGGCGUUUGCUUGGAUUCCGUUUGUCAUUGCAACGACGGUUUCGGUGGAUGCAACUGUCAAGUGCCAGACGAGAACGAGUGCAAGUACCGACCCUGUGAUAUAUUCGCGCAUUGCACGAAUACCCUCGGUAGCUUUCAAUGUUCCUGUUUCCCCGGCUACCGAGGCGACGGUUACUAUUGCGAAGACAUCAACGAGUGCGAUAACCCAGCAUUCGCCGCGAGAUGCGUGGAGAACGCAGAGUGCUGCAACCUCCCGUCGAACUUCCUGUGCAAAUGCAAGUCUGGUUACAUCGGAGACGGCGAGGUGCAUUGCGAGGACGUCAACGAAUGCGCCAUACCGGGUGCGUGCGCGGACAAUACCGUCUGCCACAACACCCCCGGCAAUUAUAGUUGCGCCUGUCAAGAUGGUUUCACGGGAGACCCUUACGAUAGCGUGAGUACGAAAAUACCACGCGAAAAUUGUAUCGACAUAAACGAAUGCGAAUUCGCUGGUGCUUGCGGAAGGGGUGCUCUGUGCGUGAACGUACCCGGUGGACACAAGUGCGAGUGUCCGGAGGGUUAUAACGGCAAUCCCGAGGAAGAAUGCGUGGACAUCGACGAGUGUGCUCGCAGCCCUUGCGGUCGUUCAGCUCACUGCACAAACGUUCACGGCAGUUUCCGUUGCUCUUGCCCGGAAGGAAUGAGCGGCGAUCCUUGGACGGGCUGUCACGAUGUAAACGAGUGCGAGGACGGCACUGCGUGCGCCGCGGACGCCGAUUGCGUGAACACAGAGGGUAGUUUCGAGUGCAGAUGCCGGUCCGGAUAUCAAAUGGAUUCCAGCCACGGUUGCAUCGACGUGAACGAGUGCAGUCGGACGGACGCGUGCGCGACGAACGCGAGAUGCAUCAAUGUCCCGGGAUCGUACAAGUGCAUCUGCCCGCAGGGCUUCAUCGGUCAAGGGCUAACAUUGUGCGAAAACGUGAACGAAUGCGAGAGAAACCCUUGCGGCGAGAACGCCGAGUGCAGCGACACAAUCGGCAGCUUCGCGUGCAGCUGCAAGGCGGACUACACCGGCGAUCCGUUUAAGGGAUGCAGCGAUAUCGACGAAUGCACUGCGUUGGAGAAUCCUUGCGGAAGGUACGCGACUUGCAAAAACACGGAUCCUGGAUACACUUGUGUCUGUCAGCCGGGGUACAGUGCCAACCCCAGUCCGACAGUCGCCUGUGAACAGACCGACGUGACCACCCUUUGCAAAUCGAAUUUCGACUGCGUGAACAACGCCGAGUGCAUCGAGGGGCAGUGCUUCUGCAAAAACGGGUUCAAGGCCGUUGGGGCGGAAUGCGUGGACCUCGACGAGUGUCUCUCGAAUCCCUGUGGACCGGCGUCGAUCUGCACCAACUCGAGAGGAAGCUACCACUGCGAGUGCGAAUCCGGUUUUGUUGGAACUCCGCCGCACAUACCUUGUAAAGCACCCUGCGACGAAGUGACUUGCGGAGAACACGCGUUCUGCAAAGCGGACGGCCACGAGGCGUAUUGCAUCUGCGAGGAUGGCUGGACCUUCAAUCCAAACGAUAUUGCGGCCGGAUGCGUUGAUAUAAACGAGUGCGACGCGGUAAAUGGACCUUCGGGACGCUGUGGGAAGAACGCAGUCUGCACGAACACCUUUGGCGGCUUCACUUGUCAGUGCAAGCCUGGAUACUCUGGAAACGCUUUUAAGCAGUGCAUAGACGUAGACGAGUGCACGAGACAGGACGUGUGUGGUCACGGUGCCACAUGCGCGAAUACAGAAGGUUCCUACACAUGUACCUGCCCGGAGGGGACUAUUCCUGAUCCAGACCCUUCCAUCAAGUGCGUCGGCAUAGUUACUUGCGAGGUUGAUGGCGACUGUCCUGGAAAUGCCAUUUGUGAUUCACAGAAGCGCUGUCUGUGCCCCGAGCCCAACGUUGGCAACGAUUGCAGACAUCCGUGCGAAGACUUGUCCUGCGGGCCAAAUGCUCACUGCAUGCUUUCCAACGACGUGGCGACGUGUCUCUGUCGCAACGGCUACACAGGAAAGCCCGGGGUGAAGGGUGGCUGCAGAGACAUCGACGAGUGCGCCAUCAAUCCGUGCCCCCAGGGCGCGAUUUGCAAUAACGAGCCCGGCUCCUUCUCGUGUCAGUGCCCCAGCGGCACUACGGGCGAUCCUUACAGCGGCGGAUGCCAGGAGUCGAAAGCUCCUCACAUCUGCGGCCCCAGCACCCCGUGCCCGGCUGGAGAACAGUGCAUCAAGGACGAGUUCGUGGGCAGCAGCGUGUGCAUCUGUCAACGGGGCUACACGCGCGAUCACGAGACAGGCAAAUGCAGAGACAUCAACGAGUGCAUGGAACUCAGGGAGAAGCCCGCGUGCGGCGUCAAUGCCAUUUGCAAGAAUCUGCCCGGCAGCUACGAGUGUCAAUGCCCGCCUGGCUUUAAUGGAAAUCCGUUUUCGCUGUGCGAAGAAUGCAACAGCAUCGAGUGUCAGUGUCAGCCCCCAUACAAGAUCGUCAAGGGCAAGUGCAUGUUGGCUGGAUGUUCCAAGGGGGAGAAAUGCCCCAGCGGUGCUGAAUGCAUAACGAUAGCUGGAGGAGUCAGUUACUGUGCUUGUCCUAAGGGCUACACUACUAAAGUUGAUGGUUCUUGCGAGGAUAUAAACGAAUGCAUCAUUGGACACCAAGUUUGCGGUUACGGAGCUGAGUGUGUAAACCUGCCAGGCUCGUAUCAGUGCGUCUGCCCACACGGUUAUGGCGGAGACCCUUAUAAUGGUCUCUGUUCUCCGGCUCAGAAGAGGUGCACCAGCGAUAACGAGUGCAAGGCGAACGAAAAGUGCGUGCAACCGGGCGAAUGCGUCUGUCCACCACCGUUUUACUCGGACGCUCUAGAUGGGAAUCUUUGCAAGAAUCCAUGCGACCGGUUCCCAUGUGGCAUAAACGCGAAAUGCACACCGAGCGACCCACCGAGAUGCAUGUGCGAGGCUGGCUACGAAGGAGACCCACAGCACGGUUGUGUGGACGUCAACGAAUGUUCAAACAACCCCUGUGGACACGGUGCUUAUUGCAUCAACACCAAGGGUGACCAUAUUUGCGAGUGUCCAAGAGGAACUGUCGGCGAUCCUUACACCGCCGGUUGCACGGGAGUGGCUGUAGCGAAAAACGAGUGUUCCUCGAACGACGACUGCGAUAACAUAUUCGCCUGCGAUAACGGAAGAUGCGUGAACCCUUGCGACAACAUACCUUGCGGGCCUAAUGCGUACUGCGAGCCUGACAAGCAUGCUGCCUGGUGUAGAUGCGUAAUCGGGUUCGUUGAGGGCAAGAACAACGAAUGCGUUUCUCAGUGCGAUGGCUUCGUCUGCGGCUCUGGAGCCCAGUGCAUCGUGAGCUACAGCGGACCGACCUGCAAGUGCAUCGAGGGUUUCAUGGGCAAUCCGUUUCCCGGUGGACAAUGUCUACCUGAUGUCUGUUCCCCGGAAGUUCCCUGUGCAGAGCCAAGCGUCUGCAUAAGCGGAAGAUGCAAGCGUCGUUGCGAGGGCAUAGUCUGCGGAGUGGGAGCCUCUUGCGAUCCAGCGACCAACAAAUGCGUCUGCAAUCCGUACUUCAUUGGAAAUCCAGACCUCCUUUGCAUGCCACCGAUUCAACCUGCUAUCUGUGAUCCCAGUUGUGGUACAAACGCCCACUGCGAGUACAGUUUGCAAGAAUCAAAGUGCAUUUGCAAUCCUGGAACCACCGGAAAUCCGUACCAUGGAUGCGGUGUGCAACAGAAGUCUGACUGUUCGACUGCACUCUGCGGCAAAGAUGCACAUUGCAGCACUGGAGUAAAUGCUGUGGAGUGUCUGUGCCCUCCUGGAUACGCAGGGAACCCAUACAUUCAAUGUUUCGAUAUCAACGAGUGCAACGGAAACGCAUGCGGAGGAAACGCGGUCUGUAUCAACACGAUCGGCAGUUACGACUGCCGCUGCAAGGAAGGAUUCUUUGGCAAUCCUUUCGUCGGUUGCCAACAAGUGCAAGUGGGCCCGUGCACGGACCCAGCGACCUGCACCUGCAGCGAGACCGUACCCUGUCCUUUCGACUACACGUGCGUUCAAAGCAAAUGCAUGAACCGUUGCAGCGACGUGAAAUGCGGACCUCGAUCGGUUUGCCAAGACGGGGCCUGCGUCUGUCCGCCUGGCUACAGCGGCAACCCGAACGAUCUCAGCAAAGGGUGCUACCUGCACGGCCACUGCUCCAACGACCUGGACUGUGAACCUCAACAAAUCUGCUUUCAAGUGGGCAAGGGCGUUCGAAAAUGCGUGGACGCGUGCAGCAAACUGCAGUGCGGUCCGAACGCACUGUGCGUCGCCCAGCAUCACGUCUCCUCUUGUUUGUGCAUCGACGGGUACCAGGGUAAUCCCAUCAACUUGGUAGAAGGCUGUCAACCUUCAAAGUCGGUGGUAACACCCGGCUGCAGUCACGACUCGGAGUGCCAGGAGGGCGCGUUCUGCAUCCUCCUCGACAACGGGGCCUACGAGUGCGUGAAUCCGUGCAGCAAAGUGGUCUGCGGCGCCCACCAAAAAUGCGAGCCAGAUAUAAUCCCCGGCCACGCGACCUGCAAGUGUCAGGACGGAUACGAGUGGAACCCGAUCCUAUCGUCGUGCGAGAAGCCCUCGGUUCCCGAUUGCAUUUCCGACGACGACUGCCACUCCACCGAAGCCUGCAGACCGGACGCCCUCGGGGUGCUCAAGUGCGUGGCUGUGUGUCGCAGCUUCACCUGCGCGAUCCACUCUCAGUGCGUGGCCGAGCGACACCGCGGCCGCUGCGAAUGUCUACCCGGCUUCGUCGGGAACCCUAACGACCGACAAGGCUGUCAGACGCCCAAGAAGGAUCACUGCUCUACCGACAGCGAGUGCCCAGAGGAUCAGACCUGCAGGAGCACGGACGAGGGCCUACUGACUUGCCAAUCGGUCUGCAACUUCGUCUCCUGCGGACCCAACGCUCUCUGCGUGGUCCACAACCAUGUGGCGAACUGCGAGUGUCCGCCUGGACUCUACGCCGGUGACCCCAAUGACGCGGUCAAAGGGUGCCGUACCGUUCCUUGCGUCUACAACAUCGACUGUCCGCCCACGCAACUUUGCAACAGAUUGACGCACACCUGCUACGACGUGUGCGACGAGGACGCUUGCGGAGCGAACGCCGUCUGCAUCGCGGACGAUCACAGAGCGAUCUGUCAGUGUCCUCCCGGUCUUCGACCCAAUCCAGUUCCGGACGUGGAGUGCGUCGCCAUCGAGGCCUGUCAUCCGAAUCCCUGUCACGAGUCCGCGCUCUGCGUUCCAGGACCCUCGAACAACCCUGUGUGCCAGUGUCCGUCGAAUUUCGUAGGCGAUCCUUACUCGACAGGAUGCCAGCCUGAAGGCUAUUGCGCUAACGCCAAGGACUGUCCUGUUCAUUCCAUUUGCCACAACCAUCGUUGUGUUAAUCCCUGCGAGGAUGCUUGCGGGCCGAACUCGAUCUGCGAGGUUCUGAACGGGCAAACCACAUGCAAGUGUAUCAAUAACUUUGUGCCAUCUUCGAAGGGUCCGCAGGACGGAUGCGUCCGCACUUUGAACUAUUGUACCGUCGAUGCUGAUUGCAACGAAAGCGUCUGCCUUGAGGGGCAGUGCAUAGUUGUGUGUCGAACGGCAGGCGACUGCUCCGCAGGUGAAAAGUGUGUGAACAAAAAAUGCACGGUUCCCUGUGUCUCCCACAGCCAAUGUCAGCUCGAUCAGGCUUGCGUGAACGGGGGAUGCAUUCUGGGAUGUCGAAGCAAUAAGAACUGCCCUACCACGCAAUCCUGUAUUAACAAUAAAUGUCAAGAUCCAUGCAGCAAGAAAGAUGUCUGCGGUCCAAACGCGAUUUGCAGUUGCACCAAUCAUGCGACAGUAUGUACCUGUCCGUUAGGCUUCCACGGAAAUCCCACGCCCCAACAGGGCUGUGUCAGAGUGCCAAAUAUAUGCGACGGUGCUCAAGAUUGUCCCAGUCAGCACGUGUGUGUCUCUGGAUUUUGUCAAUGCCAGUGCAGCGAGCAGAACAACUGUGCUCAAGGAGAACGCUGCAGGAACGGAAUAUGCGUCAAGAUUUGCUAUGGCGACAGUAAUUGUUUGCCUGGUGAACUUUGCAUCGACGGACUCUGCGAGGUUGGAUGCACUUCUGACGCUGGGUGCAAGGACAACGAAGUCUGCAUCAACAACAAAUGCAGAUGCAGUCACGGAUUCGUGGCAGGGCCGGAACAUUGUCUGGAUAUCAAUGAAUGCGACGAUCAACCUUGCCAUUCGACCGGAGAGUGUGUCAAUCUCCAUGGAUCCUAUCGCUGUGUGUGCCCACAAGGCACUGCUGGAGAUCCUGUGGGAUCAGGUUGCGUGAUACCACAUCAGUGCACCGUAAACUCCGAUUGUCCCGAAUCUCAGGCCUGCAACCAGCACAAUUGCACCGAUCCUUGCUCUCAGGGCGACUGUGGAUCGAACACAAUUUGCUCCGCCGUGGAUCACUCUGCCGUCUGUCAGUGUCAGCCUGGUUACAUCGGUGACGCCUCCGGAUGUUUCAGAGUGGAAUGCCUUUCCAACAACGACUGUCCCACGGAUAAAUAUUGCAAUCAGGAUACCAACAAGUGCAGCAGUCCUUGCAAUCAGAUGAACUGUGGAUAUGGUAACUGUAUAGCUUCGGACCACGUAGGUGUGUGCAAAUGUUUCCCCGGUUUUGUGCUGGUGGGUGAUGUUUGCGUGGAUGUCAACGAGUGUUCGGAGAAUCCUUGUCAUUCCACCGCGGUUUGUCAAAAUACGGACGGUUCGUACACUUGCGUUUGUCCGCACGGUUUGGUGGGCGAUCCCGUCAAGUCCGGUUGCAAACAACCCGGCGACUGCUUCUCGGACUUUGAUUGUCCAGUCUCUGCUGCUUGCGUCGACAACACGUGCAGAAACCCUUGCGACGUGUCACCUGUUUGCGGCAGGAACGCGGAGUGUUUCGUCCAAGGACACGUCCCGCAUUGUAGGUGUCCUGGCCAGACCACCGGAAAUCCAACAUCGGAAUGCAUUCACUUGGAGUGCAACUAUCACAGCGACUGCAGUCCGUCGGAUGCUUGUUUCAACCAUAAAUGCGUCGAUCCUUGUUCCCUCUCGAACGUCUGCGGUCAGGGAGCCGAUUGUUCUCCGCUGAAUCAUAGUGCUGUGUGCACCUGUCAACCUGGUGGUACGGGCGACCCAAAUCUGGGAUGCACACCCGUUCAGUACUGCAAAUCCGACUCGCAGUGUGCAACUGGAUCGGCUUGCAACGGUGGAAUAUGCACAGCGCUCUGUGGUAGUACAAGAGAUUGCAUCGGUGAUCAAUUAUGCAUAAACGGACUCUGUCAACCCACUUGCAAGAGCAACUCCAGUUGUCCCGAAUACCAGUACUGUCAGAACAAUAUUUGCGUCCAGGAAUUGCGUUGCAUAUCCGACGAUGAUUGUUCUUACGACGAGAGGUGUAUCAAGAACAAUAUUGGACAAGCAGAGUGCCGUAAGACUUGUGACUUGAUCUUCUGUGGACGCAACGCUGAAUGCGGAGCGGACAAUCAUGUCGCGGUGUGCUCCUGCAAGGGUGGUUUCUUCGGGAACCCCAAGGACGAUAAGAUCGGUUGUCAACCCAUCGAGUGCGAGAACAACGAAGACUGUACCGAGGAGAAGAUUUGUCACACACACAAGUGCAGAAUUGCCUGUCUGGCCCAUAAUCCUUGCGGCGUUAAUGCUAUCUGCACCGCGGAGAAACACGUCCAGAUUUGCACAUGCCAGCCAGGAUAUACUGGAGAACCAACUCACGGAUGCCAGCUAAUCGAUUACUGUUCGAACGAGCCUUGCGCUCCUGGAGCUCUGUGCGAGAAUUCCAGAGGAUCUUACAAGUGUCACUGUCAACAAAGCAUGGUCGGGGAUCCCUACAACAGCGGCUGUCAACCGCCGGUCGAGUGUCUACACGAUGAGGACUGUCCAUUGUCUGCCAAAUGCAUAAAUGUUAACAAUGUUCCAAAGUGUUUCGAUGUAUGUUCGCGAACGCAAUGUGGACCGAACUCCGAUUGCGUUGCGGCCAAUCACGCUGCAGCCUGUCAGUGUCGGUCCGAUUACGAGGGCGAUCCUAACAAUUUGAGCGUGGGCUGUCGACCGAAACCGGUUGUUUGCUCCUCAGCCGCGGACUGCUCGGCCACCACCUACUGUUACGAGGGAAUCUGUCGACCGUCCUGCCAGUCGGACGAAGAAUGCAAUCUGUCGGACGUGUGCCUGAAUGGACAAUGCCUGGAUCCGUGCGACCUUAGAUCCGCGUGCGGAAUAAACGCUGACUGCGACGUGAGAAGUCAUAUUAAACAGUGCAGCUGUCCGCUUGGCUUCACCGGCAACUCGGAAGUAGAAUGCGUGAGGCUGCCCGUGUCCUGCAGAGACACCAACGAUUGCAGUGACGGUAACACCUGUCGCGACAAUGUUUGCCUUCCAAUAUGUAACAGCGACAACGAAUGCGCGUUUAAUGAAAAAUGCGUCCGAGGAAACUGUCUGUUAACCUGCCGACUGGACAACGACUGUUUCCUAGGCCAUAUUUGUCUGCACAACAUGUGCACGUUCGGUUGUCGCGCGGACGAGGACUGCAACGCGAAUCAGGCCUGCAUCACGAACAAGUGCAUCGACCCCUGCGAGGCCACUCCCUGCGGACCGAACGCUAAAUGCACCGUGUUCAAUCAACGGGCCACCUGUUCGUGUCCUGUGGGAUUCAUGCCCAACCCGACCGCGAAAGUGGCUUGUCUGAGGUCCCCUGGAUCUGGUUGUCAAGCGAACAGAGAUUGCUCGACGGGAACAGCUUGCAUCAGCGGCAUUUGCACGCCCGUUUGUUCGACGGACUUGAACUGCUUGAGCAACGAGCGUUGCGACUCUUCCGGUAUUUGCAAGUCGUUGUGCAGAAGGGACGAAGACUGCAGAAGCGGAGAAAUCUGCGAGGGACUCGUCUGCGCCAUCGGGUGCCGUUCCGACGUCGAGUGCCAAGAAAAUUACGCUUGCGUGGACAACCAGUGUCAAGAUCCGUGUUCGUUGCCCGAUGCCUGUGGAGCAAACGCGAAGUGCUCGGUUGCGAAUCACCGGAAAUUAUGCGCCUGUCCCGCACCGCUUGGUGGAGAUCCUCUAAUCGGAUGCAAACAGGCGUUUCUGCCUUGCUCGACGGAACUGGACUGCCCGACUGGUCAAACUUGUUAUGGAAGAUCCUGUUACGCAGCGUGUAGAAGCGAUGCUAAUUGUCUGAUCGACGAACGAUGCGACGCCGGUAUUUGCAAAACGAUAUGCAACAGCGACGAUCAUUGCGUGGCGAAUCAGAUAUGCCAGAACAGACUAUGCGAUAUUGGCUGUCGAAGCGACAAUACGUGUCCCAACGACGAGUCCUGUUUGAACAACAAAUGCAGAAAUCCCUGCGAAGGUGGCAAGGCUUGCGGAGAAUGCGCGGGUUGUCGCGUGGUAAACCACGUGGCACAAUGCAGCUGUCCAGCUAAUUACUACGGAAACGCGUUAAUUACCUGCGUGAAGUCCAUGAUCCCUUGUGAUGGCUCCUGCGAGUGCGACGAGGUCGGUUUCUGCACGCAAAGCUGUCACAAUCAGGAUCAGUGCUCAUGCGGGGAGGUUUGCCACUCUGGGAAAUGUCGUAUCAAGUGCGACAUCAACAAUGCCUGUCCGAAGGGCUACGUUUGCGACGGAGGACUUUGCCUAAUCGGUUGCCGCACUCAUUCCGACUGUCCAUCGUCCUUAUCCUGCAUAAGCAGUCAGUGCGAGGAUCCGUGCUCGGCCAAUGGCUCCCCUUGCGGUAUCAACGCUCUCUGUCGCGUUUCGAAUCACCGCGCGGUGUGCCUUUGCCCGGAAGGCUUCCAAGGAGAACCGAGUCAGGAAUGUUACCAACUGGAGUGUCAUCGGGACGACGACUGCGAGGCGAACAAACGGUGCAGCGAGGAUGGAGUUUGCACGAAUCCUUGCCUGCAACACGGUGUUUGCGGCUUCAACGCCCAGUGCAGAGUGGUCAACCGAAAGGCCCAGUGCUCCUGCCCGCCUGGACACUAUGGUAACCCCAAGAUCAAUUGCAAGAAAGGAGGAGAUCAGUGUCUGAGGAGACCCUGCGGCGUAAACGCUAAGUGCAGAGAGACUUUGAACGGAUUCGAGUGCACGUGCGACCCUGGAUGCAACGGAGAUCCGCAUCAGGCUUGCAUCUGCGACGGUGGAGAGCUCUGCAAGGACACUCGUUGCGGAGUGAACGCUGCCUGCCGCAUCUACAAGAACCAGCCACAGUGUUACUGUCCUCCUAAUUUCCCGUUCGGUGACCCGAUGCACGGUUGUAGCGUGGACAGGAGUUUAGGCGACUGUCGAACGAUCGGCUGCGGAAAAGGCGCGGAAUGCAUACGGGACGGAACGAUAUUCGUGUGUCGGUGUCCACCGGGUACGAGCGGUUCGCCGGAUAUCGAGUGCACCACAGAGCGCGAAUGCACCAGUGACUUAGAGUGCCCCAAUGAAAAAGCCUGCAUAAACCUUCAAUGCGUGGACCCGUGCGGUCUGCGGGGCGCCUGUGGGAUCAACGCUCUGUGUCGUGUGGUUCUGCACAAGCCGCGGUGCUCCUGUCCGCAGUGCUAUAUCGGUAUGCCCCGCACGGCCUGUCAUCCAGAUCCCAAAUGCGACACGCUCAAUCCCAGACCUACACCGAGCAUCGGUUGCUCCUCCGAUCACGACUGCCCGGAGAGCCUCGCCUGUCAUUCACGUACGGGCGAGUGCCGGGACCCGUGCUUGAGUUCCCGAUACGCCUGCGAGGUAAACAAGAGAUGCCAGGUGCGGAAUCACCGGCCCACCUGCGUCUGCAAAUACGGUUUCGUGGUGAACGAGGUCGGCGAGCUGACAUGCGCCCCCGACACAUUGACGUGCACGAGGGACUUCGACUGUCCGUCGAACGCCGCCUGCGUGAACGGGAAAUGCCAGAAUCCCUGUAACGUCAGAAAGAAAAAACCGUGCCCGGCCGAUAAAACCUGCGACGUCCUGGACCACCGUCCCGUCUGCAUAUGCACACAAAACUGCAAUCCCUCCCUCUCCAUUUGCCUGCGAGACAGUGGCUGCUCUCCAGACUUGGCGUGCCGCAACUAUCGCUGCGUGGACCCAUGCAGAAACUCCACCUGUCCGGCUGAUGCCCCCUGUUACGUGGAGGAGCACAAGCCUAUCUGCAAGUUCUGUCCCCCCGGCUUUGUGCCAGAUACUAAAUACGGAUGCAUGGAAGAUACCAAAUGCACAACGCACGACGACUGUCUUUCCCAAUUGGCCUGUAUAAACCAGCAGUGCUUGAACCCAUGCACCAUCGAGAACCCGUGCGACUUCGUCGAGAUCUGCCACGUUCAAGAUCACAGACCAGUUUGCGUGAAAGACGUAACGAACGACACGGGUUGCCCUUACUGUCCAGCCGGAAUGCAUUGCGAUUCAGCGACGAGCACAUGCGUCAAAGCGGGUUGCACUAGCGACAAAGAUUGUCCGCUGACCACUGCGUGCAUCGCGGGAACUUGUCAGGAACCGUGCCUCGUGCGGAAUCCGUGUGCGAGAAACGCGAUUUGCGUUAACACCAAUCACCGAGCGGACUGUAGCUGCGACGACGGCUACCACGGAAACGGCUUCAUCUACUGUGCUCUGGAGGACGAGGGCAAAAACAUUUGCCAGUACAACGAAGACUGUCCACCGAGCAAGUACUGUGACCGUCUGAACAGACUCUGCAUAGAUCCUUGUCUGGAGACGGACUGUGGUUCUAACGCAAACUGCUUACCCUUGAAUCACCAAGCACAGUGCAAGUGCUUGCCAGGAUACGAAGGCAAUCCUCUCAUCGGCUGCACGAAACUGUCCUCGGAUCCGUGUGUUCCGAAUCCUUGUGGGUUGGAUGCAAUGUGCGAGAACGACAAUGGCAAUCCGAUCUGCUUCUGUCCUAAAGGUCUCACUGGGAAUCCCUUCGAACAUUGCAUUCCAGACGGUGACAUGUGUCAAGGGAAUCCCUGCGGAGUCAACUCCGGUUGCCGCGUGGUCGCGGGGAAAGUUAGGUGCUUCUGUCUGCCAGGGUACGAGGGAAAUCCUCCUCAAGCUCCCUGCACGCUCCCGAACAAUCCCUGUGAGCCGUCUCCGUGUGGACCCAACACACAGUGCACGAUCCUCUCCAACGGUCUCUCGAAGUGCACCUGCUUGCCUGGCUACAUCGAGACUCCCAACACUAUCAGGGGAUGUGGGCCUAAGUCUGACCAGUGCGAUCCUAAUCCUUGCGGACUCGGUGCAAAAUGCGACGCGGACAGAGUACCGGCUUGUUACUGUCCUGAACAUACGGUUGGAAAUCCUUAUCAGAGCUGUGCAGUACCGCCAUCCGAUAUGCACGACCCUUGCUUGCUGAUCCCCUGCGGUAAGAACGCCAUUUGUUUCGCUGAAGACGGGGUUGCAAGGUGCAAAUGCGUCCCACCGUACAUCGGUAAUCCGUACAUCGAUGGCUGCGAGGCCGAGUGUUUCGUGAAUCAGGACUGCGACAGUCAACUGGCAUGCUUCAAUCAACACUGCAGAGACCCCUGCCCUGGCGUUUGCGGCGCCAACGCAAAAUGCGAAGUAGACGACCACGUUCCAGUCUGUUCUUGUCUGCCUGGAUACACCGGAGAUCCGUUCGGCUCCUGCAAAAUCGAAAAAUCUCCUCUUCCACCUCAGAAUCCUUGCAUGCCAUCACCGUGCGGACCGCACAGCAUCUGCCGCGUGAUGAACGACCGCGCAGUUUGUUCUUGCAGUCCAGGAUAUCAUGGAACACCACCAUCUUGUCGUCCAGAGUGUCUGGUCAGCUCGGAAUGUCCUGUGCACCUAGCCUGCAUCGGCCAAAAAUGCGGAGAUCCUUGUUCCAGUUUGUGUGGUCAGAACGCUCUAUGCCAAGUGAUCAGUCACAACCCCAUUUGUAGUUGUCCUCCCGAAUAUACCGGUGAUCCGUUUACGCAGUGCCUGGAAGAUUCGCCUAUAUCUUUUUCGUUAGUCGUGCCGCUACCAGGACCGAAGAACCCUUGCGUACCUGCCCCCUGUGGCCCGAACGCAGACUGUCGCGUGCAGGAAGACCAUCCUGUCUGCACAUGCAUCAGUGGAAUGUUUGGGGCCCCACCAAAUUGCAGACCGGAGUGUUUGAUUCAUCAGGACUGUCCAAACUAUCUAGCGUGCGUCCAGAAGAAAUGCGUGGAUCCUUGCGCCGGGUCCUGUGGAUUUAAUACCAAUUGUACCGUGCAGAAUCAUCGUCCUAUGUGCCAGUGUUACCAGGACUACGAAGGGGAUCCUUUCUCGGGGUGUAAUAAAGUUUCGUUCCCGGGGGCAUUGCCGUGCGAUCCAUCUCCGUGUGGCGCGAACGCAGUCUGCAAGGAACGCAACGGAGCUGGCUCGUGCAGCUGCUUACCCGAUUACACCGGAGAUCCUUACGCAGGAUGCAGACCGGAGUGCGUUCAAAAUUCCGACUGCGUCCAUACGAAGGCCUGCAUAAACAACAAGUGCAAAGACCCGUGCGUGGGUGCUUGUGGAAUAAACGCACAGUGUCAAGUGAUCAACCAUCAGCCUUCGUGCAGUUGUCUGUCUGGGUACACCGGAGAUCCUCUCCAAUCUUGCCAUAUAUCGCCUGUAACACCGCUACCGGGUGAUCCAUGCCAACCUUCUCCCUGCGGUCCGUACAGCAACUGUCGCGUGAUCGACAACCAUGCAGUCUGUUCUUGUCAACCAGACUAUGUUGGUAGCCCACCGCAAUGUCGACCGGAGUGUGUGGUUAGCACCGACUGCGCCCAGAACACGGCGUGUAUCACUCAGAAAUGCAGGGAUCCGUGUGUGGGCACAUGUGGACAGAAUGCUGAUUGUCAGGUCAUCAACCAUAAUCCAGUCUGUAGUUGCACGUCCGGAUACACCGGUGAUCCAUUCUUCGGAUGCGUAAAAGAACCGGAAGGCAAGCAGCCUGGAGGAGAACCAAGCGGCAACCCGUGCAUCCCAUCGCCGUGCGGAUCUAAUUCACAGUGUCGCGUAAUAGACGGCUUCCCAGCCUGUUCUUGUCUACCAAACUACGUGGGCAGGGCUCCAAAUUGUCGUCCAGAAUGUGUCAUCAACGAAGGAUGUCCUGGAAACCUCGCCUGCCAGAACGAACAAUGCGUGGAUCCUUGUCCAGGAUCCUGCGGCGUGAAUACCUUCUGCAACGUUGUGAAACACAAUCCCGUUUGCAUCUGCAACGCUGGGUACACCGGAGAUCCAUUCACGGAGUGCGUGCACAUAAUGGAAGAACCUACCACAACCGAACAACCUCGCACGCCAUGCAACCCAUCACCCUGCGGUGCAAAUGCAAUCUGCAACGAAAGAAAUGGCGUGGGAUCCUGCACGUGCUUGCCAGAAUACGUCGGCGAUCCUUACACAGGUUGCAGACCCGAAUGCGUUACAAACGCCGAUUGCGAACGAGAUAAGGCUUGUCUUAAUAACAAAUGUGUCAACCCUUGCCCCGGAACUUGUGGACAGGGAGCUACUUGUCGAGUGGUUAACCACACGCCAUCUUGCUCUUGUCUACCUGGUUACACCGGAGAUCCGUUCAAUUCCUGCACGGCGAUAGUGGUAACGCCCGAACCGGUACCAGAGAAUCCUUGCGAACCUUCACCCUGCGGACCCAACAGCAACUGUCGCGUGCACAAUGAGCACGCAGUAUGCCUGUGCCAGCCUGGAUUCGUCGGAAUACCACCUACCUGUCGUCCUGAAUGCAUCGUCAGCUCGGAAUGUCCUCAGAACAAAGCGUGCAUCGAGAACAAGUGCGCGGAUCCUUGCCCAGGCUCUUGCGGAGUGAACACCAAAUGCCUAACCGUGAACCAUAAUCCCAUUUGCACUUGUGCCGCGGGCUACACGGGCAACCCGCUCGAGUAUUGCGCGAGGUUCAACGUUUCCGACACUCCUUCGAAGGGCGCUGGUAAUCCGUGCUCUCCGAAUCCUUGCGGACCGAAUUCCCAGUGCAAGGUAAUCGGUUCUCAGCCUGCUUGCUCGUGUCUACUGAACUACAUUGGACGUCCACCGAACUGUAGACCCGAAUGUACUGACAACUCUGACUGUUUCCACUCGGCGGCCUGUGUGGAUCAACGAUGCAAGAAUCCUUGCCCGGGAGCAUGCGGCGAACUGGCGAAGUGUACGGUUCAAAAUCACGUACCGAUUUGUACCUGCCCCGAGGGUUACGAGGGCGACGCUGCUAUCCGCUGCGUCCUGGCGCCUCCUCCAACGACAGAUAUAAGCAUGGUUAAUCCUUGUUCACCGAAUCCUUGCGGUCCAAACGCGCAGUGUCGCGAGAGGAACGGUGCAGGAGCGUGUGCUUGUCCCCCAGACCUUAUCGGAGACCCCUACGAUAACGAGAAAGGAUGCCACAGGGAAUGCGAAUCGAACAACGACUGUGCUCCGCAAUUGGCUUGCGUCGGAUUCAAGUGUUCCGAUCCUUGUCCUAGUACUUGCGGCAUGUUGUCAAUUUGUAACGUCCAGCAACACGUUCCUAUGUGCACGUGUCCCCCUGGAUAUACCGGAGACCCGUACUUUGCUUGUGAAAUCAAAGAAAUGACCAGAGUACCUCCAUCGGAUCCAUGCUCGCCAUCGCCCUGCGGACCCAACAGUAAGUGCCGGGAAGUAAACAGCCAGGCAGUGUGCACGUGUCUUCCAGAGUACAGAGGAAUCCCACCAAACUGCAGACCCGAAUGCGUGGUGAACGCCGAGUGCCCGCUUCAUCUUACCUGCCUGAACAAGAAAUGUGCAGAUCCUUGCCCGAACACCUGCGGAUUGAGAGCACAGUGUACCACCAAGAACCAUAAUCCGAUUUGCACGUGUCCUGUGGGCUUCACUGGCGAUCCUUUCACUCAGUGUUCGCCUAUCAUUUACGACGUCACCUCCAGCACAGAGCGGCCACCAUCUUGUACACCAUCACCCUGUGGUCCGAACUCCUUGUGCCAAAUCAUAUCCGGAAACCCUGCAUGUUCUUGUCUGCCUAAUUACACCGGCGUUCCUCCAGAGUGCAGACCAGAGUGCAUUUUAAGCUCCGAGUGCAAGAGUCAUCUGGCAUGUGUCAAUCAGAAGUGUCAAGAUCCCUGCCCGGGCUCCUGCGGCGUCAACGCUCAGUGCCACGUUCUGAAUCACAUACCAGUUUGCACGUGCAUGGAAAGCUUCACUGGAAAUCCUUUCACGCAGUGCACAGUAAUUCCUCCAACCACGGUGCCGCCAGUAAGUGAUCCGUGCAGUCCAUCGCCCUGCGGACCGAACGCCAUAUGCAGAAACGGCGACUGCGAAUGUCUCUCAGAGUACAUAGGCAAUCCGUACGAAGCGUGUCGUCCAGAAUGCGUUUUGAACUUAGAGUGCCCACGCGACAAAACCUGUCUGAGAAACAAAUGCAAGGAUCCUUGUCCUGGAACGUGUGGUCAAAACGCCGUCUGCGACGUCGUGAACCACAUACCUAGCUGCUCUUGUCCGCCUGGAUACGUCGGAGAUCCGUUCGUCAGCUGUCGUAUCCAGCCACAAGUACCCCAUACAUCUAAGGAUCCGUGCACGCCCGUGUCACCCUGCGGGCCGAACAGUCAGUGUCGCAACGUGGAAGAUCAUGCCGUGUGUUCUUGUCUUCAAGGAUACCUCGGUUCUCCACCCUCGUGUAGGCCAGAGUGUGUUGUGAGCUCGGAGUGCCCGCCAACGCGCGCCUGUGUAAACAAGAAGUGUACAGAUCCUUGCUUGGGAUCUUGUGGCUUGAAUGCGAGAUGCGAAGUGAUCAAUCAUUCGCCAAUCUGCAGUUGUCUACCUGGCCAAACGGGAGAUCCUUUCAAGAGCUGUUACGACGUUCCAGAUGUGCCGGACGGCAAAGACACUGGAGAUCCUUGUAGCCCGUCACCCUGCGGACCAAACGCUCAGUGCCAGGAUGCAAACGGUUAUCCAUCGUGUUCUUGCCUUCCCUCGUACAUAGGCACCCCGCCAUCGUGUCGCCCAGAGUGUCUGAUCAAUCCUGAUUGCCCGUCCGACAAGGCGUGCAUAAACUCAAAGUGCACGGACCCCUGUCCGGGAUCCUGCGCGGAGAACGCCAAGUGCAUCGUCGUUAAUCAUGCUGUCGUGUGCUCGUGCACAACCGGUUACACCGGAAAUCCAUUCGUCCAGUGCAUCGAACUAGAAGAAGAAGCUAUUAAUCCCUGUGAGCCCUCGCCCUGUGGUCCAAACGCAAUCUGCCAACAACGGGACAACGUGGGCGCGUGCAUCUGCAUCGACGACUAUCAUGGCAACCCUUACGAAGGGUGUCAACCAGAGUGCAUUCUCAGCUCCGACUGUCCAACGAACAAAGCCUGCGUCCGCUAUAAAUGCGAGGAUCCUUGUCCGGGCAUAUGCGGCAUUCAGGCUCAGUGUUCCGUCAUCAACCACAUUCCAACCUGCACCUGCGAACCUGGCUACAUGGGGGAUCCUUUCACAAUUUGCACACCGCCCCUGAUCACGGAUACGGAACCAACCGUGACGGACCCAUGCAAUCCAUCGCCUUGCGGGCCCAACAGUUUGUGCAGAGCUGUCAACGAACAGGCCGUCUGCACCUGCCAGGAGUCCUACAUCGGUUCACCUCCGAACUGCAGGCCCGAGUGCGUCGUGAACUCCGAGUGUCCUCAGAACAGAGCGUGUUACAAAUACAAGUGCACGGACCCGUGCCCUGGAACAUGCGGAGUGAGUGCCAAUUGUCGCGUGAUCAACCACAAUCCACUGUGUAGCUGCUCGCAGGGCACCACGGGAGAUCCUUUCUCCAGGUGUUACCCUCAAACAGUUGCGCCAGUCCCACCGAUCGGCGACCCCUGCACACCGAGCCCAUGCGGUCUUUACGCAGAGUGCAGGGCAAUUGGCGACCAAGCAGCUUGCUCUUGUUUGAAGAACUACAUAGGUCUGCCGCCCAACUGUAGACCCGAGUGCGUUGUCAACACCGAUUGUGCAUCGAAUCAAGCGUGCAUCUCUGAGAAAUGUCGAGAUCCUUGCGUCGGAUCGUGCGGUCAGAGCGCAGACUGUCGUGUACAGAACCAUAUUCCUGUUUGCCUUUGUCAAACGGGAUACACCGGUGAUCCUUUCACGCUGUGUACACAGAUAAUGGAACAACCGAGAGUACCCGAGGAUCUGUGCAACCCAUCUCCUUGCGGACCUAACGCAGAAUGCGACGAGGGUAACUGUAGGUGUCUUCCGAACUACUUCGGUGAUCCUUUCUCGUACUGUCGUCCGGAGUGUACCAUGAACUCAGACUGCUCCAGAGCGAAAGCAUGCGUGAAUCAUUACUGCCUAGAUCCUUGCGUUGGCACCUGUGGAACCAAUGCACGCUGCGACGUUGUUAAUCAUAUCCCAAUGUGCAGCUGCCCUCCCGGAAAUACCGGGGAUCCUUUCACCCUUUGUCGGCCACACCUGAUAGACGAACCCAGGAAACAGCCAUGCACUCCAUCUCCUUGCGGAGCGAACAGUGUUUGCAAAGUAGUGAACGAUCACGCGGUCUGCUCGUGUCAACCUGGACUAAUAGGCAGUCCACCAGCCUGCAGACCAGAAUGUGUGGUCAGCGCAGAUUGUCCAUUGACGCAAGCGUGUCUUGGCAACAAGUGUCAGGAUCCGUGUCCGGGCACUUGUGGUCAGAACUCCAAGUGCCAAGUGGUCAAUCACAAUCCGAUAUGCAUCUGCUACGAAGGACACACCGGUGAUCCGUUCACCAGGUGUUACCCAAUGCCCAGGGAGCCACCGAAGCCGACGAACCCUUGCCAACCAUCCCCUUGCGGACCGAACGCGGAGUGCCAAGUGAGGAGCGACAGUCCAGCCUGUUCGUGUAUACAAAAUUACAUCGGUGUGCCACCGAAUUGCAGACCCGAGUGUACGAUAAACCCGGAGUGUCCGCCGCAUUUAGCGUGUAUGCAACAAAAGUGUCGCGAUCCGUGUGUCGGUCUGUGCGGUUCGAACGCUCGUUGCUCGGUAGUUAAUCACAACGCGGUGUGCGCGUGCGCCGAAGGUUACACCGGAAAUCCGUUCAGCGUUUGCGAGCCGGUCGCCAAGGGUGAGAAACCAUGCGAGCCAUCCCCAUGCGGUACCAACGCGAUCUGUCGCGAAAACAACGGCGUUGGUUCCUGUUCCUGUCCUCCGGACUACCUAGGCGACCCCUACGAAGGAUGCAGACCCGAAUGCACCCAAAAUUCCGAUUGCGCCAAGACGAUGGCCUGCACGGGCCUAAAAUGCAGAGACCCGUGCCCAGGAACCUGCGGAUUGCAAGCCCGAUGCGAAACGAUCAAUCACGUUCCAGUCUGUUCGUGUAACACUGGCUACACAGGCAACCCCUUCACCUAUUGCUCCCCCGUCGUGUUCGAUCCUACCCCCAUUGAGUCUGACCCGUGUAGUCCGUCCCCCUGUGGACCCAACAGUAAAUGUCGAAACGUGAACGAUCACGCUGUCUGUACCUGUCUCGCAAAUUUCGUUGGAAAUCCACCGAAUUGUCGACCCGAGUGUGUGAUGAACAGCGAAUGCCCGUUGGACCUCGCGUGCAUCAAUCAAAAAUGCACGCCCCCUUGCACGAACUCCUGCGGUAUCAACACGCAGUGCAAAGUGAUCAACCACAGUCCUAUUUGCAUCUGCAACCUUGGAUACACCGGCGACCCGUUCACGAAAUGCUUCCCCGCUCCACCCCCGAUAGAUCCCUGCGUGCCGUCACCCUGUGGCAUGUACGCGGAGUGCAGGAGUAUCGGUGGUACCCCAUCCUGUUCCUGCUUGCCCAGAUACGUUGGAUCCCCGCCAAAUUGCCGACCAGAGUGUCGUGUGAACUCCGACUGUCCCAUGAGUCUCGCGUGCAGCAGCGAGAAGUGCAGGAAUCCUUGCUUAGGCUCCUGCGGCGUCACGUCGUUGUGCUCGGUGUACAACCACGUGCCCGUGUGCACGUGCCCCGAGGGAUACACCGGGGAUCCCUUCAGCAACUGUCAUCCAGCCCCGACCGAGCCACCUGAACCAGUUGUCACUGAUCCUUGCGCGUCGACACCCUGUGGCUCGAACGCGCGCUGCGAUAAUGGUUUGUGCACCUGUUUGGCGGAGUUUCAGGGCGACCCCUACGUGGGCUGUCGCCCCGAGUGCGUGUUGAACACGGAUUGUCCUCAGAAUCGUGCCUGCGUGAGGAACAGGUGCGCUGAUCCUUGCCCAGGCACGUGCGGCCAUAACGCCCUGUGCCUCGUGUACAACCACGUGCCCAUGUGCAGCUGCCCUAGCGGAAUGGAAGGCAACGCUUUCGUUCAAUGCAUCGCCCUUCGAGAUCCCGUGCAGAGGAACCCUUGUUCGCCCUCGCCCUGCGGACCCAAUAGUGCGUGUCGAGAGAUCAACGAGCAGCCAGUGUGUUCCUGUGUAGCAGGAUUUCUUGGUGUGCCGCCUGCUUGCAGACCAGAGUGCACAGUCAGUUCCGACUGUCCCCUAACGGAAGCGUGUAGCAAUCAGAGAUGCAUAAACCCCUGUCCCGGUACCUGUGGCUUCAGAGCCGUCUGCAACGUCGUUAAUCACAAUCCCAUAUGCAGCUGCUCGCCAGGACUCUCUGGCGAUCCUUUCGUCCAAUGCACGCUGGAACCGAUUGGCCGCCCGAUAGAGAAUCCCUGCGAUCCUUCUCCGUGUGGACCCAACGCUCAAUGUCGAGUCGUUAACGACGCACCCUCGUGCUCGUGUUUGCCGGAAUUCAUGGGAGUCCCUCCGAAUUGCAAGCCCGAGUGUAUCAGCAACAGCGAGUGUCCGAGUCAGUUGGCCUGCGUGAACCGGAAAUGCAGGGAUCCUUGCCCCGGUUCCUGCGGCGCGAACGCAGAGUGUCGUGUUGUUAGUCACACACCGAUGUGCGUGUGUCCCGGAGACUACACUGGCGAUCCUUUCACUCAGUGCACCCCUAAACCACCCGUCCCAGUCUAUCUUUCCCCGUGCAAACCGUCGCCCUGCGGUUUCAACGCGAUGUGCAAAGAACAAAACGGCGUCGGUUCCUGCUCCUGUCUGCCCGAUUACAUCGGAAAUCCUUACGAAGGUUGUCGACCAGAGUGCGUGAUCGACACGGACUGUCCCUCGACCUUGAGCUGUAUUCGCUCCAAGUGCCAGGACCCUUGCCCGGGCACUUGCGGUAUUAACACCGAAUGCCAGGUUAUCAAUCAUCGUCCCGCGUGCACUUGCAUCUCUGGGUACAGUGGAAAUCCCUUCCAAUACUGUACCUUGAUUCGUGAUAUAGAGGACCAAACGCAAUACAAGGACCCGUGCAACCCAUCGCCCUGCGGACCAAACAGUCAAUGUCGCGUGGUGAACGAACAGGGAGUGUGUUCCUGUCUACCAGAGUACACAGGUUCACCACCUAUGUGUCGUCCCGAGUGUGUCCUGAACUCUGAGUGCCCUGACAACCGAGCUUGCGUUAACCGGAAAUGCGUGGAUCCAUGUACCAGUUCGUGUGGCACGUUCGCCACCUGCGUGGUCAGGAACCACAGUCCAAUCUGUGCUUGCAGAAACUCGUACACUGGAGAUCCAUUCACUAGAUGCUUCCCUGUUCCACCAUCCCUGCCUCCUUCGACAGUAGAAACGUCGCAACCUUGUUUCCCUUCCCCGUGCGGUCCGUACUCCGAAUGCCGUGUGGUAAACGGAGGUCCAUCCUGUCAGUGUUUGCCCGAGUAUAGCGGAAGUCCUCCCAACUGUAGACCAGAAUGCACUAUCAAUUCCGACUGUCCCAGCAACAGAGCUUGCAUCAGACAGAAGUGUGCGGAUCCCUGUUUAGGGUCUUGCGGAGUAGGGACCCAGUGCAACGUGUUCAAUCAUGUGCCCAUGUGCACGUGCGUCGAGGGAUACACUGGAGACCCAUUCAACAACUGUUACCCGACACCACCGCAGUUACCGCCUCCCGAAACUGAUCCUUGCAAUCCGUCGCCCUGCGGACCAAACGCUCAGUGCAACGCAGGAGCGUGCACCUGUUUGCCAGAUUAUCAGGGCGAUCCCUACACCAGCUGUCGCCCUGAAUGCGUCCUGAACAGCGACUGUGCUCAGAACAGAGCUUGCGUUCGCAACAAGUGCGUGGAUCCUUGUUCGGGCACUUGCGGUAGAGAUGCUAUAUGCAAUGUCCUGAAUCAUGUGCCUAUGUGCAGUUGCCCAGCCGAAAUGUCUGGUAACGCGUUCAUAUCUUGCGACAGAAUCGAAGAACCAGUUCAAGCAAAUCCUUGUAAUCCGUCUCCCUGUGGACCCAACAGUCAGUGCCGAGCUAUAAACGGUCAAGGAGUAUGCUCCUGCGUACCAGGAUAUCUUGGUAGUCCGCCUAGUUGCAGGCCAGAGUGUGUAGUUAGUUCAGAUUGUCCCAGAAGUCAGGCCUGCAACAACCAAAAGUGCAUCGAUCCUUGUUCUGGUACCUGUGGCCUCAAGGCCCUCUGUCAAGUUGUUAAUCAUAACCCUGUGUGCAGCUGUCCCUCGGGUUUCACAGGCGAUCCGUUCACUAGAUGCCAACCCAUUCCUGCGAGUGUUCCAACGGAAGAUACGUGCGCUUCUUGCCAAUGCGGUCCGAAUUCCGUUUACCAAACGAUCAACGGUCAACCAUCUUGCGCCUGUCUGCCCGAUUUUAUCGGUUCCCCGCCAAACUGUAGGCCAGAGUGCGUGAGCAACAGCGAAUGUUCCAGCCAUUUAGCAUGCAUCAAUAGAAAAUGUCGAGACCCUUGUCCCGGCUCGUGUGGUUCCAACGCUGAAUGCCGCGUGGUCAGUCACACACCAAUGUGCGGUUGCCUCAGUGGCUACACAGGCGACCCAUUCACGCAGUGUGCACUCAAACGACCCGAAAGCGAACCCACGUUGCUGUCCCCGUGUGUACCAUCACCUUGCGGCCCUAACGCGAUAUGUAAAGAACAAAACGGAGCAGGUUCCUGUUCCUGUGCCCAGGAUUACUUAGGAAACCCGUACGAAGGAUGUCGACCAGAAUGCACGGUAAAUUCCGACUGCCCCUCGAACCUGGCCUGCAUAAGAUCGAAGUGCCAGAACCCCUGUCCCGGCACCUGUGGUCAGAACGCGGAUUGCGCGGUGAUAAAUCACUUGCCAAGUUGCACUUGCCUGGCCGGAUACACCGGGGACCCCUUCCUUAAUUGCAACCUCCAGCCGCAGAUCCCCCUCGAAGCAGAAAAUCCUUGUAACCCGUCGCCGUGCGGACCCAACAGCCUGUGCCACGUAACGAACGGCCAGGCUGUCUGCUCCUGCUAUCGCGAUUACGUAGGAAGUCCACCAGGAUGCCGACCGGAAUGUGUCGUCAGCUCAGAAUGUCCCUCGAACCAAGCUUGCGUCGGUCAGAAAUGCCUCGACCCUUGUCCUGGCCGCUGUGGUACCAACACAGACUGCAGGGUCGUAAACCACAGUCCUAUCUGUGUUUGCAAGCUGGACUUCACCGGGGACCCCUUCACCAGAUGCUUCCCGACGCCAAAACCAUUGCCAGCGCCCGUUGAAAACCCCUGUGUACCAUCACCCUGUGGCCCUUACUCGGAAUGCCGCGACAUAGGAGGCUCUCCCUCCUGUACCUGUUUACCAAAUUACACGGGCGGCCCGCCAAAUUGUAGACCGGAAUGUACGAUAAAUCCUGAUUGCCCCAGCAACAGAGCUUGCAUGAGGGAAAAAUGCAGAGACCCCUGUCCGGGCUCUUGCGGCAUCGGUGCAAUGUGCAACACGAUCCAGCACAUUCCGACUUGCGUUUGUCCCGAAGGUUUCACAGGAGAUCCGUUCACUAGUUGUCAACCAGUACCACCUCCAUCGUUAGAUGUCCCGUCAGACCCUUGCAACCCCUCGCCCUGUGGCACGAACGCGGAGUGCAAUAACGGUCUGUGUAGCUGUCCUUCCGGUUACGUGGGAAGUCCGUACGAGCUCUGUCAACCCGAGUGCGUAACCAACGACCAUUGUCCCUUCAACAGAGCUUGCGUUCGCAACAAAUGCACGGACCCUUGUAUCGGAACCUGCGGCCAAAAUGCGGUCUGCAACGUUUACGACCACGUUCCCAUGUGCAGUUGCCCGCCUGGAAUGUCUGGAAACGCAUUUGUACUCUGCUCCGUAUUACGAGAACCGCUACCUCAGGAUCCUUGCAGACCCUCCCCUUGUGGCUCUAACAGUCAGUGUCGCGUCGUAAAUGGCCAGGCUGUCUGCAGUUGCGUACAAGGAUACCAAGGAACUCCGCCAUCUUGCAGGCCCGAAUGCUUGGUCAGCUCCGACUGUCCGCGUAAUCUAGCUUGCAGCAAUCAGAAAUGCAUAGAUCCUUGCCUAGGUACCUGCGGUCUGAGGACUCAGUGUCAAGUUGUCGGUCACAAUCCGAUUUGCAGUUGUCUUCCGAGAUACUCUGGGGAUCCUUUCACCAGAUGCGACCCGAUAAUCGAGACACCGAUCGAGCCUGUAAAUCCGUGUCAACCGUCUCCCUGCGGACCAAACGCACUGUGUCGCGUGGUGAACGAUUCGCCAUCUUGCACAUGCUUGCCCGAUUUCAUUGGAGCGCCUCCCAGUUGCAGGCCAGAAUGUGUCAGCAACAGCGAGUGCUCGGGAAAUCUUGCUUGCAUGAACCAAAAGUGCAGGGACCCUUGUCCCGGCGCUUGCGGUUCGAACACGGAAUGUCGAGUCGUGAGUCACACGCCGAUGUGCGUUUGCAUCAACGGAUACACUGGAGAUCCCUUCACCCAGUGCUCCAUCCAACAACCAAUGAUCGUCGAAAAUGAAUCGCCCUGCAUACCGUCACCCUGUGGAGCAAACGCUGUCUGCAAAGAGCAAAACGGUGCGGGCUCUUGCACCUGCUUGCAAGACUAUAUAGGAAAUCCUUACGACGGAUGUCGACCCGAGUGUGUCGUCAACUCCGAUUGCGUAUCAAAUAUGGCGUGCGUUCGGUCCAAGUGUCAGGAUCCCUGUCCAGGCACCUGCGGUCAGAACGCCGUUUGCCAAGUGAUCAAUCAUUCUCCUGCAUGCUCGUGCAUGCCUGAAUUCACUGGCGAUCCGUUCAGAUUCUGCAGCCCUAUUUUAUCGACGGAACCAGUUGCCACGGACCCAUGCAAUCCAUCCCGAUGCGGACCAAACAGUCAAUGUAACGUAGUCAACGGGCAGCCAGUUUGCGCUUGUUUGCCAGAGUAUAUCGGAACUCCGCCUGGAUGUCGCCCUGAGUGCGCGAUGAGCUCUGAGUGCCCUGCUAACAGGGCUUGCGUGAACAACAAGUGCAUCAAUCCGUGCCCACAGCCUUGUGGCUCGAACACCAAUUGCAGAGUUUUAAAUCACAGUCCGGUUUGCAGUUGCAAGCAAGGCUACACGGGAGAUCCGUUCAGUAGAUGUUUCCCCAUGCCAAAACCUCUACCUGGUCCGGUCGUUCAGAAUCCUUGCGUACCAUCGCCGUGCGGACCUUACGCGGAGUGUCGUGACAUUGGCGGAGCGCCAUCUUGUUCUUGUCUCGCGUCUUACAUCGGUAGCCCGCCUAACUGUAGACCCGAGUGCACCGUCAAUUCCGAUUGCCCCAGUAAUCAGGCCUGCAUAAACCAAAAAUGCAGAGAUCCCUGCCCUGGGUCCUGCGGAUCAUCAGCCACCUGUAACGUCAUCAACCACACACCAUCUUGCGUUUGCCCUGUAGAUUUCACGGGCGAUCCGUUCACGAACUGUUACCCGAAACCGAUCGAGGAACCAGUAAGACCUGCGGACCCCUGCAAUCCUUCACCUUGCGGCGCAAACGCCUUGUGCGCGGACGGCAGCUGUUCUUGCUUGCCGGAAUAUCAGGGCGAUCCUUACACCGGUUGUCGACCAGAAUGUGUCCUAAAUAGCGACUGUCCCACUUCUCGAGCUUGCAUUCGCAACAAGUGCACGGACCCAUGUCCGGGAACUUGCGGUCAGAACGCACAGUGCAACGUCUACAACCACAUACCUAUGUGUAGCUGCCUGCCUGGAAUGACAGGGAACGCCUUCGUUUCUUGUCGUCCAAGCAGAGGACCGGAAGAUCCCUGCAAUCCAUCUCCUUGUGGGCCCAACAGUCUUUGUCGCAUAGUUAACGAGCAAGCAGUGUGCACUUGCGUGGCCAGUUUCAUUGGAACGCCGCCAUCUUGCAGACCCGAGUGUAGUGUCAGCUCCGACUGUCUAAAGACUCAAGCCUGCAGCAAUCAGAAAUGCGUUAACCCUUGCGCCGGGUCUUGCGGUAUCAGGGCCCAGUGUCAAGUGACCAACCAUAAUCCCAUAUGCAGCUGCUCGGCAGGCUUUACCGGCGAUCCUUUCGUCAGAUGCGAGCCCCAACUGGAAGAACCACCAACCCCUGUCAAUCCUUGCUAUCCGUCACCUUGCGGACCUAACGCGUUCUGCCAAGUAGUAAAUGACUCGCCCUCGUGUUCUUGUUUGCCCGAAUUCGUCGGAGACCCGCCAAAUUGUAGGCCUGAGUGUAUCACCAACAGCGAAUGCGCGAGUCAAUUGGCUUGUAUAAGAAACAAGUGUGGAGAUCCUUGUCCUGGCUCCUGUGGUGCUAACGCCGACUGUCGAGUUGUAAGUCAUACAGCCAUGUGCGUGUGCGUGGUCGGUUUCGUCGGGGAUCCCUUCACACAAUGUGUCGAAAGACAACCUGAAAUACAACCUACCCUCUCCACCCCAUGCACGCCGUCACCCUGUGGCUCGAACGCCAUUUGCAAAGAGCAGAACGGAGUAGGUUCCUGUACGUGUUUGCCCGAUUAUAUUGGCAACCCUUACGAGGGCUGUCGUCCAGAAUGUGUCAUAAAUUCCGAUUGCGUGUCCACUCGCGCUUGCAUCCGGUCCAAAUGCCAGGAUCCGUGUCCAGGAUCCUGUGGCACGAACGCCGAGUGUCAAGUUGUCAAUCACCUGCCAACGUGCUCUUGUUUCCCUGGUUAUACCGGCCAACCAUACCAGUUCUGUCAGCCUAUCGUUCCAGCCUUCGACGAGAAGAGAGAUCCAUGUUCUCCAUCACCGUGUGGACCGAACAGUAAUUGUCGAGUCGUCAACGACCAGGCAGUCUGUUCCUGUAUGCCAGAAUAUACUGGUUCCCCUCCAGGAUGUCGACCAGAGUGCGUGGUCAGUUCUGAAUGCCCGUCCAAUCUAGCGUGCAUUAAUCAGAAGUGCAAGAAUCCUUGUCCUGGACCAUGCGGGCUCGACGCAGAGUGCAACGUUAUUCAUCAUAGUCCAAUCUGUGCCUGCAGACAAAAGUAUACCGGUGAUCCGUUUAGUCGAUGUUUCCCAAUGCCAGAACUUCCUCCGGCAUUGUUACCUUCGAACCCAUGUUCUCCUUCGCCCUGCGGUCAAAACGCAGAGUGUCGCGACAUCAAUGGCAUAUCUUCUUGCUCCUGUCUGCCAAAUUACAUCGGCAGCCCUCCCAGCUGCCGACCGGAGUGCACGGUGAACUCCGAUUGUCCGCCGAAUCAAGCUUGCACCAGGGAAAAGUGCAGAGACCCUUGCCCCGGUUCAUGCGGCGUGUUUGCCCAAUGCAACGUCUUGAAUCAUGUACCGAUAUGUAGCUGCAUCGAGGGCUACACCGGUGAUCCAUUCAGUAACUGUUAUCCAAAACCUCCACCACAACCAACAGUUUCCGACGAUCCUUGCGAUCCAUCGCCGUGUGGGUCGAACACGGAGUGUAACAACGGUAUCUGUACUUGCCUGUCAGAGUACAGGGGCGAUCCUUACGCAGGGUGUCGACCCGAGUGUGUCAUGAACUCGGAUUGUUCUUUGAAUCAGGCGUGCGUCCGUAAUAAGUGUAUCGAUCCUUGCGUCGGCACCUGCGGACAGAAUGCAAUUUGCAACGUGUUCAACCACGUUCCAAUGUGCAGUUGCGAUCAAAGAAUGACUGGAAAUGCUUUCGUACUCUGUAGCCCAAUUCAAGAAAUAACACCGGAAACGCCGUGCAAUCCAUCGCCUUGCGGUCAGAACAGCCUCUGUCGACCUGUCAAUGGGCAAGCAGUCUGCACUUGUGUCCAGGGAUACGUAGGAAGUCCUCCAUCUUGUAGACCAGAAUGUGUGGUCAGUUCAGACUGUCCCAGAAACGAAGCCUGUAGCAAUCUGAAGUGCACGAACCCGUGUAUAGGAAGCUGUGGCAUUCGUACACAGUGUCAAGUCACAAAUCAUAAUCCCAUAUGCAGCUGUCUUCCGGGAUUGACGGGAGAUCCGUUCGUCAAGUGUGAUUCCAUCAUGGAGGUCAAACCUGAGGUCAUAAACGUGUGCAAACCAUCACCGUGUGGCCCCAACGCUCUGUGCCAAGUGGUAAACAAUUCCCCGUCUUGCACUUGUAUGCCCGGAUUCGUGAACUCCCCGCCUAACUGUCGACCCGAGUGCAUCAGCAACAGCGAGUGCGCGAGUCAUCUAGCUUGCAUAAAUCAGAAGUGUAGGGACCCGUGUCCUGGUUCUUGCGGAGCAAACGCCGAGUGUCGCGUGGUGAGCCACACGCCGAUGUGCGUCUGCUCCACCGGGUUCACCGGCGAUCCGUUCACGCAGUGCGUCGUGUUCGACGAACGAUUACCUUCCCCGUGCACGCCAUCCCCUUGCGGUUCGAACACCGUUUGCAAAGAGCAGGACGGCGUAGGUUCCUGCUCUUGUUUACCCGAAUACAUUGGCAAUCCAUACGAAGGAUGUCGACCGGAGUGCACGGUUAGCUCCGACUGCCCUUCGAACCUCGCUUGUACUCGAAAUAAGUGCCAGGACCCCUGCCCGGGCACCUGUGGACAGAAUUCCGUGUGUCAAGUGAUAAAUCACUCGCCCACGUGCUCAUGUAACACUGGCUACACCGGGGAUCCCUUCAGAUAUUGUCAAAUUGUGCGAGAACCUGACAUAGUCAGAGAUCCAGCAGACCCCUGUAUCCCGUCGCCUUGCGGGCCAAACAGUAAGUGUCGCGUAAUUUCCGGAAACGCAGUCUGUUCUUGCCUCCCCGACUAUACCGGAAGUCCUCCCUCGUGCCGUCCCGAGUGCGUGGUGAGCUCGGAUUGUCCUUCGAACCGAGCCUGCGUGAAUCAGAAGUGCGCGAAUCCCUGUCCACAACCGUGUGGACAGAACACCAAUUGUCUAGUCGUCAAUCACAGUCCUAUUUGUACCUGCAAAGACGGAAACACUGGCAACCCAUUUACCAGGUGUUUCCCUCUUCCACCUCAAUCAACGUUACCAGAUCUACCUCAGAACCCCUGCGUACCCUCACCCUGUGGUCCAUACUCCGAAUGUCGGGAUAUCGGUGGUGCUCCGUCUUGUUCCUGCUUAGCUAAUUAUUUCGGUAGCCCACCGAACUGUAGACCGGAGUGUACCGUGAACUCGGAUUGUCCCAGCGACAGGGCCUGCAUAAGGCAGAGAUGUACAGAUCCUUGUCCUGGAUCUUGCGGCGUGGCUGCAAUGUGCACGGUUUUCAAUCACGUGCCAAUUUGCUCCUGUGUGGAAGGAUUCACCGGCGAUCCUUUCAGCAGCUGCUCCCCUGCGCCACCUGCUAUACUGGUAGCCGAAGACCCCUGCAACCCAUCGCCUUGCGGUUCGAAUGCUCUGUGCAACGAUGGCAUUUGCACGUGUUUAUCGGAGUUUCAAGGCGACCCUUACGUGGGUUGUCGACCAGAAUGCGUCCUGAACACCGACUGCCCCCUGAACAGAGCUUGCCUCCGCAACAAGUGCGUGGAUCCUUGCGUUGGAACUUGCGGUCAGAGUUCAAUCUGUAACGUCUACAAUCAUGUGCCGAUGUGCAGCUGUCCGAUCGGAAUGACAGGCAACGCGUUCGUAUCUUGCACACCAUUCAGAGACCCAGUCGUGACCAAUCCUUGCAACCCAACACCCUGUGGACCGAACAGUCAGUGCAGAGAAGUGAACGAGCAAGCCGUGUGCACUUGCAUUCCGAGUUUCGUUGGUAUCCCACCAACGUGCAGACCAGAAUGCGUGGUGAGCACGGACUGCGGGCCAACGGAAGCUUGUAUCAAUCAGAAAUGCAGCAAUCCGUGUAUCGGUUCGUGCGGUAUCAGAGCCACCUGCCAAGUGGUCAAUCAUAAUCCGCUUUGCAGUUGCCCUGCAAGCUUGACCGGCGAUCCCUUCGUCAGAUGCGUCGAGAAACCACCGGAGGCGCCGCUACAAGAGAACCCUUGCAUUCCAUCACCCUGCGGUCCUAACGCUCUGUGUCAAACUAUCAAUGAUUCCCCGUCCUGUUCUUGCCUGCCGGAGUUCAGUGGUACGCCUCCUAACUGCAGACCCGAAUGCAUUAGCAAUAACGAAUGCCCGAACAACAUGGCGUGCAUCAAUCAGAAAUGCAGAGACCCUUGUCCUGGAUCCUGUGGCACGAACGCGGAGUGUCGCGCUGUAUCCCACACACCGAUGUGCAGUUGCUUUUCCGGAUACACUGGUGAUCCGUUCACUCAGUGUGUGGUGGAACAACUCAUACCGAUGUACGUGCCGGAACCUUGCGUGCCGUCUCCCUGCGGUGCAAACGCCCUGUGCAAAGAGAGAAACGGCGCAGGAUCAUGCUCCUGUCUGCCAGGGUAUAUUGGGAACCCGUACGAUGGUUGUCGACCAGAGUGCGUCAUAAAUUCGGACUGUGUCCCGAGCAAAAGCUGCGUGAGCUUCAAAUGCGAGGAUCCCUGUCCCGGAACUUGCGGCCAGAACGCGCUCUGCCAAGUGAUCAAUCACCUACCAACCUGUAGUUGCCUACCUAGAUUUACUGGGGAUCCGUUCAGAUACUGUCGCGAGGAAGAGAUAGUUACCCAACCGAGUUUGACGAAUCCCUGCCAGCCGUCACCGUGCGGACCCAACAGCGUCUGCAGAGAAAAUAACGGGCAGGCUGUUUGCUCGUGUUUGCCGGAAUACCUCGGUUCUCCACCCGGAUGCAGACCAGAAUGCGUGGCGAGCCCAGAAUGCCCCUCGAAUCUCGUCUGCGUGAAUCAGAAGUGCGUCGAUCCUUGUCCAGAUCCUUGCGGAAGGAACGCGGUCUGCAGAGUCAUCAAUCACAGUCCGAUAUGCUCCUGCCAGCAAGACUUCACCGGAGACGCGUUCUCUAUCUGUUUCCCCAGUCCACGUCCACAGCAGGAGCCCGUAACACCUACCCAGCAAGACCCGUGCUUACCAUCCCCUUGCGGCCCGUAUUCUCAAUGUCGAAACAUCGGAGGAAAUCCUUCUUGCUCUUGCUCGACCUCGUAUAUCGGUGUCCCACCAAAUUGCCGGCCAGAGUGCACUAUAAACGCAGAGUGUUCCAGUGCAUUGGCUUGCAUCCGCGAGAGGUGCUCGGAUCCUUGCCCGGGAUCCUGCGGUAUAGGAGCUAGAUGUACCGUUUUGAAUCAUGUCCCGAUUUGUUCUUGCCCGGAGGGCUACACCGGAGACCCCUUCAGCAGUUGUAUCUUGAAACCUGCUCCAUCCGAGGAACCAGUCUCAGACCCCUGCAACCCGUCCCCGUGUGGUGCAAAUGCCCUCUGUCGCGACGGUGUUUGCACUUGUCUUCCAGAGUACCAAGGAGAUCCGUACAGUGGUUGUCGACCUGAGUGCAUCAUGAACACCGAUUGUUCUCGCGAUAGAGCUUGUAAGAGGAACAAAUGCGUCGAUCCGUGCGCAGGAACCUGCGGACAGAACGCUCAGUGUCAGACCAUAAACCACAUUCCAAUGUGCAGUUGUCCAUCAGGGAUGUCCGGAAACGCUUUCGUUUCCUGUUCUCCAGUGCAGGAAGAUGUAAUGUCGAAUCCUUGCUCGCCAUCACCGUGCGGGCCGAACAGUCACUGCCAAGAAGUGAACGGAGUCGCGGUUUGUAAAUGCGUGGAAGGUUUCCUCGGGAAUCCGCCGACUUGUAGACCAGAAUGCGUCGUCAGUUCAGACUGCGAGCUUACAAAAGCUUGUAUCAAUCAAAAGUGCAGAGAUCCCUGUCCAGGCUCUUGCGCCAUAAGAGCCGAGUGCUCGGUGGUCAACCAUAAUCCCAUUUGUAGGUGUCCACCGAGCAUGUCAGGUGAUCCAUUCACCAGUUGCACGGUUAUAGUCGAACAGGUACCAGAACCGAUCAAUCCGUGUUUCCCGUCACCCUGUGGUCCGAACUCUCAGUGCCAGGUCGUGAACCAAGCACCGGCGUGCUCGUGUUUGCCAGAAUUUACUGGACCACCACCGAAUUGUAGGCCAGAGUGCGUUACAAACAGCGACUGUUCGAGUAGACAAGCUUGCGUCAGUCAGAAAUGCAGAGAUCCGUGUCCCGGUUUGUGCGGCGCCAACGCUGAUUGUAGUGUGUUCAGUCACACUCCGAUUUGCUCUUGCCUAUCAGGAUUUACUGGCGACCCAUUUGUUCAGUGCACCCCUGUUCCAAUUGAAAGCGAAAGACCCACACCCUGCACCCCAUCACCGUGUGGCGCGAACGCAGUGUGCAGGGUUUCAGGAAAUGCAGGAGCCUGUUCCUGCUUGCCAGAUUAUAUCGGGAACCCCUACGAGGGCUGCAGACCAGAAUGCGUCGUGAAUUCGGACUGUCCUGUGAACCUCGCCUGCGUGAGAUCGAAAUGUCAAGAUCCUUGUCCCGGCGCGUGCGGUCAAAACGCGAUUUGCAACCCUGUGAACCAUGUACCGAUGUGCACGUGUAUCCAAGGAUAUUCUGGAGAUCCGUUCAGAUACUGCAGCUUGAGCCCAGUGAACCAAGACGUCUCGGUAGUCGAUCCUUGCAAUCCAACUCCCUGCGGCCCGAACAGCGAGUGUCGCGUGAACAACAAUCAAGCUGUGUGCACUUGCCUCUCUUCGUACGUUGGAAGUCCACCAAACUGCAGACCCGAGUGCGUGGUCAGCACCGAGUGCCCUUUGACCCGUGCUUGCGUGAGCCAGAAAUGCGUCGAUCCGUGUCCCAACUCCUGCGGUGUGAACGCUAAUUGUCGAAUCAUCAAUCACAGUCCAAUCUGUUUCUGUAACGAUGAAUUCACCGGAGAUCCGUUCACUGCUUGCUUCCGUGCUCCUGAAACGACCAUAGAACCAUCACCGCCCGUGCAAAGAGACCCCUGUCUGCCAUCGCCAUGUGGUCCAAACGCGGUUUGCCAAAACGUUGGGCAGACACCAGCUUGCACUUGCUUGCCGGACUAUCGUGGCAGUCCUCCAAAUUGCAGACCAGAAUGUACCAUCAAUUCCGAGUGUCCCAGUAACCAAGCCUGCAUUCGGGAGAAGUGCAGGGACCCCUGUCCAGGCUCCUGCGGCUUUAACGCUCAGUGCUCGGUGUUCAGUCACGUGCCGAUAUGCUCGUGCAUCGAAGGAUACACGGGAGAUCCUUUCAGCCGAUGCGAUCAACAGAUCGUUUCCAUCGUACCGGCAGAGGUGGAUCUGUGUAAUCCAUCCCCCUGUGGACCGAAUGCUCAGUGUGAUAAUGGAAUAUGCUCUUGCUUGCCCGAAUACUACGGGGAUUCGACUAUCGGCUGUCGACCGGAGUGCGUGCUCAAUAACGAUUGCCCCCGGGACAGAGCGUGCGUCAGGAACAAAUGCCAAGAUCCUUGCCAGGGCACAUGCGCGAGCAACGCACUGUGCAACGUGAUCAACCACGUACCGAUGUGCAGCUGUCCGACUGGUUUCGAAGGAAACGCAUUUGCCUAUUGUCGUCCCGCCAUAGCCGAUGCCCCAUCUUCACCGUGCACUCCAUCGCCCUGUGGACCGAACAGUCAGUGUCGAUCCAAUAACGGUCAAGCAAUUUGCAGCUGCGUGCCAGGUUAUCUAGGAAACCCACCGAAUUGCCGUUCCGAGUGCAUAGUUAGCUCCGACUGCCCUCCAAACGAGAUCUGCACGAAUCAGAAUUGUAGAAAUCCUUGUAUUGGCACGUGUGGCUUGGGAGCCAGGUGCACGGUCGCUAAUCGCAAUCCUAUAUGUCAUUGUCCCGAAGAAUUCACCGGAGAUCCGUUCGUUCAGUGCAUGCCGACUCCGCCAUUGCCGCCUGAACCGAUAAACAUUUGCCAGCCAUCGCCCUGCGGACCCAAUGCUCAAUGCCAGAUCUCAGGAAGCUCACCAUCGUGUACUUGUUUGUCCGGAUUUAUCGGUUCCCCGCCGAAUUGCAGGCCCGAAUGCGUCAGCAACAGCGAAUGUCCCAGCAAUCAGGCGUGCAUUAAUCAAAAGUGCAGGGACCCUUGCGUAGACUCUUGCGGAACUAAUGCCCAAUGUCGUACAGUCAGUCACACGCCUAUGUGCUACUGCGAAUCAGACUACACGGGCGAUCCUUUCACACAAUGCUUUACCAAGCCCAUCGAAGACCAACAAGUGAAUCCGUGUUUACCUUCGCCUUGCGGACCGAAUGCACAGUGCACGGAAAGAAACAAUGUAGGCGCCUGUGCGUGUCUUACUGGUUACACGGGAAAUCCUUACGAAGGAUGCAGGCCAGAGUGUGUCCUGGAUUCUGAUUGCUCACCCACUAGAGCUUGCGUCAAUUCUAAGUGUAUCGAUCCGUGUCCGGGAACAUGUGGAAUCAACGCCGAAUGCUAUGUUAUCAAUCAUCGAGCGUCUUGCUCUUGCUAUCCCAGCUACACUGGCGAUCCCUAUCGAUAUUGCUCUGUUCAGCCAGCUGUUUCCGACGUCAGCGUAACCGAUCCAUGCGCUGGGCCCCAAUGCGGCCCGAACAGCCAGUGCAGAGUGGUAAACCAAGUAGCAGUUUGCUCUUGCCUUGCAACUUAUAUCGGUACACCACCAGCGUGUAGACCGGAAUGUGUCACCAGCUCGGAAUGCGCCGCCGAUAAGGCGUGCGCGCAGCAGAAAUGCAUAAACCCGUGCCCUUCCUCCUGUGGACAGAACUCAGACUGUAGAGUCAUCAAUCACGCGCCCCUUUGUAGUUGCUUGAGAGGAUACACCGGCGAUCCGUUCACCGUAUGCUUCCCAAUUCCAUUGACACCACCCGUUCAGAGCGACCUUACCCCGAAAGAUCCCUGCAUUCCAUCACCCUGCGGAGCUUUCUCGGAGUGUCGAAACAUCGGCGGAGUUCCCUCCUGCUCCUGCCUAGCCACGUACACCGGAAGUCCACCGAAUUGUCGGCCAGAGUGUACGAUUAACUCGGACUGUGCUCCCAAUAAGGCCUGCAUGCAACAAAAGUGCAGAGACCCUUGUCCCGGCUCGUGCGGUCUUCGAGCCGAGUGCAACGUAAUCAAUCACGUUCCAACGUGUAACUGUCAACCUGGCUACACCGGGGAUCCGUUCACCAAUUGUUUCCUAGACCAACGUCCAAUCGAAAAGGAUCCGUGCGCAUCCUGCGGAUCCAACACACAGUGCGACAACGGUGUUUGCACCUGUUUGCCAGAGUAUUCCGGCGACCCGUACACAGGCUGCAGACCAGAGUGUGUCUUAAGCAACGAAUGUCCAACAAACAGAGCGUGCAUUCGAAACAAAUGCGUGGAUCCUUGCAUCGGUAUCUGCGGGCAGAACGCAUUGUGCAACGUUUUCAAUCAUGUGCCCAUGUGCAGUUGUCCGUCGGGAAUGUCAGGGAACGCCUUUGUACUCUGUUCCCCUGCCCCAGUAACCACGGUUAGCGACCCCUGCAAUCCAUCACCGUGCGGCCCUAAUAGCCAGUGCAGGCAGAACAACAUGCAAGCCGUGUGUUCUUGCGUAAGCGGAUAUAUAGGUGCUCCUCCAACUUGUAGACCCGAGUGCGUGGUUAGUUCAGACUGUCCAUUGAACGAAGCGUGCACCAACCAGAAGUGCCAAGACCCUUGUCCAGGAAGCUGUGGAAUUAACGCGGAUUGCAGCGUCGUCAAUCACAAUCCAGUAUGCACCUGUCGCGAAAGGAUGACCGGCGAUCCUUUCGUCAGUUGCUACCCGAUGCCCGCGAGACCAUCGCCUCCAGUCAACCCUUGCCAACCAUCCCCGUGCGGUCCGAAUGCGGAGUGCCAGGUGGUGAACGACCAACCAUCUUGCUCGUGUCUAAGGGAAUUCAUUGGAUCGCCUCCAAACUGCCGCCCGGAGUGCGCAAGCAACAGCGAGUGCCCUAAUCAAAUGGCGUGUAUCAAUCAGAGAUGCCAAGACCCUUGCAUUGAUUCUUGCGGCGUAAACGCGAUUUGCAACGUCGUCAGUCAUACUCCGAUGUGUGCCUGUGCGAACGGUUACACCGGGGAUCCGUUCACGCAGUGUACGCUACAGCCAUUCGACGAACCAGUCAGCAGACCAGACCCUUGCACUCCGUCACCGUGCGGUGCAAAUAGUAUAUGUCGCGUUCAGCAAAACUCCGGGUCUUGCAGUUGCCAGAACGAUUACAUCGGAAAUCCUUACGAAGGUUGCAGGCCUGAAUGUACGCUCAGUUCAGACUGUCCGUCCAAUCAAGCUUGUAUGCAAUCGAAGUGCAGAGACCCGUGCCCUGGAACCUGCGGUCAAAAUGCUCAGUGUUACGUGGUCAAUCAUGCAGCCACUUGCAGCUGCUUCGAACGGUACACGGGAGAUCCUUUCGUGUACUGCAAUCCUAUGAGAGAACCACUGCCCGAGCCUAACUUAGUAAAUCCUUGCGAACCAUCGCCGUGCGGACCGUACAGCCAAUGCAGAGCCACCAACGGCCAAGCCACGUGCUCUUGCUUACAAACUUACACCGGAACACCUCCCAAUUGCAAACCGGAAUGCACAGUUAGCUCUGAUUGUCCAUUGAGCCUCGCGUGCAGGAACAACAAGUGCAUCGAUCCCUGCCCUAACUCUUGCGGUCAGCAGAGCACGUGCAGAGUCGUGAACCACAGUCCCAUAUGCUCCUGCAAACCAGGUUUCACUGGCGACCCGUUCACCCAAUGCUUCUUCAGUCCACCUACUCCUGUUAUGGAUACCCAUGUCGAUCCCUGUAUCAACUCGCCCUGUGGGCCCAACUCUCAGUGUCGCAACAUUAACGGUUCUCCGUCGUGCUCUUGCGCGAUAAACUAUAUUGGCAUCCCGCCUAACUGUCGUCCAGAGUGUGUAGUCAACACCGACUGUCCCAGAAAUCAAGCUUGCAUUCGUGAGAAGUGUCAGGAUCCUUGUCCGGGUUCCUGUGGACUCAACAGCGUCUGUGCAGUCCAUAAUCACAUCCCGGUUUGCACAUGUCUAGAAGGUUACAUGGGAGAUCCUUUCAGCAGCUGCCAGCCCAAGCCAAUGAGAGUAGACGAGCCCAUAACAGACCCAUGCAGCAACUCCCCGUGUGGAUCGAACGCCGAAUGCAACAAUGGCGUUUGCACUUGCGUAUCUGAAUACUCCGGGAACCCAUACGUCGGUUGUCGACCGGAAUGCGUGCUCGGCACAGACUGUCCAAACAACAGAGCGUGUAUAAGAAACAAAUGCGUCGAUCCUUGCCCCGGAGCUUGCGGUCAGAACGCUCUUUGCAACGUGAUCAAUCACAUACCCAUGUGCAGUUGUCCUCCCAAUACGGGCGGAAACGCACUAGUCGUGUGCUCGGCUGUGCAAGCUCCAACGACGACAAGACCGUGCAAUCCGUCCCCCUGCGGUCCGAACAGUAUCUGUCGAGAGGUGAACGAUCAAUCUGUGUGUACUUGCGCGCCCGAAUACCUUGGAACUCCACCUCUAUGUAGACCGGAGUGCGUCAUCAGUUCCGACUGUCGACAAAACGAGGCUUGCGUGAACCAAAAAUGCAGAGAUCCGUGUCCAGGAACGUGCGGUGUUCUGGCAAAGUGCAUGGUGGUCAAUCACAAUCCCGUGUGCUCCUGUCCGGAGCGUUACACGGGAGAUCCCUUCAUCAGAUGCGAAAUGAUUAGUAAGCGGAAAAAUAAAAAUACUAGAAUUCCUAUCGAUCAUACAAUAGUGCCCAUAAACCCCUGUCAACCAUCACCCUGCGGACCAUACUCUCAAUGCCAAGUAAUGAAUGACAUCCCGUCCUGUACAUGUCUGCCCGAAUACAAGGGGGCCCCACCCAACUGUAAACCCGAGUGCAUAGCCAGCUCCGAGUGCCCCAGCCACCAAACCUGCGUCCAACAGAAAUGCAAAGACCCCUGUCCAGGUCUCUGCGGGGAUAUUGCAGAGUGCCACGUGGCCUACCACGUACCCCACUGCGUUUGCCCGAACGGUUUCACCGGUGACCCCUAUACCCGUUGCUCGAUAAUAACUCGUGACCCGGAACCCUCACCCUGCGCGGAAGGCACUUGCGGCACAAACGCGUUGUGCAGAGAACGAGACGGUAUCGGAAUUUGUUAUUGCCCGCCCGAGUACGUCGGGAACGCGUACGUAGGGUGUAGACCCGAGUGCGUCAUUAACCCCGACUGCCCGUCCAACAAAAUGUGCGUGCGAAACAAGUGCCAAGACCCCUGUCCUGGAACCUGCGGCCAGAAUGCCGAAUGCACGGUCGUUAACCAUCAGCCCUUCUGCACCUGUCGGCCAGGGUUCACUGGCGAUCCAUUUAUCGUGUGUACCGUGAAUAUGGUAGUCCCGGUAAAAGAGAACAUAUGUAACCCGUCACCCUGCGGACCUAACAGCCAGUGCAAAGAAGUCUCUGGCCAGGCUGUGUGCUCGUGCCUACCAACCUACGUUGGCACUCCACCUGGAUGUAGACCCGAGUGCGUAGCUAGUUCCGAGUGUCCCACCCAGCUCGCGUGCAAGGACUACAAAUGCGUGAACCCGUGCCCGAGCCCCUGCGGAUUUAACACCAAGUGCAUCGUGGUUAACCACAGUCCAAUCUGUAGUUGCAUGCCCGGAUACAGUGGAGAUCCGUUCACUACCUGUACACCUAUUCCACCAGUCGCAAUCUCUGGCCCAACGGAAAGAGACCCGUGCGUGCCAUCCCCGUGUGGCAAUUUCGCCCAGUGCAGAAACGUUCGUGGAUCUCCUGCUUGCACGUGCUUAGAAACCUACAUCGGUCAGCCGCCCAACUGCAGACCGGAGUGCACAAUCAAUUCCGAAUGUCAAAGCGACAUGGCCUGCAUCAACAUGAAGUGCAGAGACCCGUGCCCUGGUUCCUGUGGUUCCGGUGCGUCGUGUGCGGUCGUUAAUCACAUUCCCAUGUGCAACUGCCCCGAGGAUUUCACCGGAAAUCCGUUCACCCUUUGUCAGUUGCUGCCGACGACACCUCCAUCGACACCGGUAGAAGAUGAAUGUAACCCAUUACCCUGUGGCCCCAAUACCGCGUGCACGAAUGGCGUUUGCACGUGUCUAGCUGAAUUCCAAGGAAACCCGUAUCUAGGAUGCAGACCCGAAUGUGUCCUGAACUCAGACUGUCCCAGAGACAGAGCCUGCUUGCGUAAUAAGUGUAUGGACCCUUGCCCAGGAAUCUGUGGCUUCAGUGCCAUUUGUACAGUUAUCAAUCACGUGCCAAUGUGUAGCUGCCCUGGAAACAUGACCGGCAAUGCCUUUAGUCAGUGCACCCCUCUGAAAGAUAUGAUACCCACUAAUCCGUGUAGCCCGACGCCUUGCGGACCCAAUAGCGAAUGCCGCACCGUGAACGGUCAAGCCGUUUGUUCGUGCAUCAGAGGAUAUUUAGGAAGCCCACCAACCUGUAGACCCGAGUGCAUUGUCAGUACAGAUUGCCCGCAAAACGAAGCCUGUAGUAAUCAGAGGUGCACGAAUCCCUGUCCUGGAACUUGUGGCAUCGCAGCCAAAUGCAACGUCGUCAACCAUAAUCCUAUAUGCAGCUGCCCGUUGCGAUACACCGGCAAUCCAUUCAUUCAAUGCAUACCCUUCAUCGAAGAGCCCGUAGUAGACCCCUGUCAACCAUCGCCUUGCGGUCCGAACUCCCGAUGUCAAGUGAUUAACGACUCUCCCUCGUGCUCGUGCACGCCCGGAUUCUCUGGGAGCCCGCCCAAUUGCAGGCCGGAAUGUGUCAGCAACAGCGAGUGUCCUAGUCAAUUAGCUUGUAUCAAUCAAAAGUGCCAAGAUCCUUGUAUCGAUUCCUGCGGUGCCAGCGCGGACUGUCAUGUCGUGAGCCACACUCCCAUGUGCACUUGCCUCAGUGGUUACACUGGGGAUCCGUUCACACAGUGUGUCUUCAAAGAACCCGUGUCGAUUCCUGCGCCCACCGAUCCCUGCAAUCCAUCGCCCUGCGGAUCCAACGCUGUCUGUAAAGAGCUGAACGGCGCAGGCUCCUGUACCUGCAUUUCUAACUAUAUUGGCAACCCCUACGAUGGAUGUCGACCCGAGUGUCUCCUGAACUCUGAUUGUCCCACGAAUCAAGCUUGCAUGAACAACAGAUGCAGGGACCCUUGUCCAGGAGUUUGCGGCCAAAACGCCGAAUGCCACAUUAUUAAUCACCUGCCAGUGUGCGAAUGUUACCCUAGACACACUGGGAACGCGUUUGUCCUCUGUUUACCACUUCAGCCAGAAGUUGACCAAACAAUUAGUCGACCCUGCAAUCCGUCUCCUUGCGGACCCAAUAGUCAGUGUAAAGCAAUUAAUGGACAGUCCGUGUGUUCGUGUUUGCCUGAGUUCAUGGGCAGUCCACCUUCAUGCAGACCCGAGUGUACAGUUAGCGCUGAAUGCGCCUCGAAUUUGGCGUGUAUCAACAGAAAGUGUAGCGACCCUUGUCCUGGAUCUUGUGGCUCGAACACGAGAUGCGAAACCAUCAAUCACAGAGCUAUAUGCGCCUGUCAACCAGGCUUCACUGGUGAUCCACUAGUUGCUUGUUUCGAUAUACCAAUUGGAAAACCUGCACUCGAACCGUCGUACGUGAAUCCAUGCGCGCCUUCACCGUGUGGUCCUUACUCCGAAUGUCGUAAUAUAAAUUCCCAAGCUUCGUGUGCCUGUUUAGCAGACUACAUGGGAACACCGCCAAAUUGCAGACCGGAAUGCAUACGAAAUUCCGAGUGUCCCAGCAAUCAGGCGUGCAUUCAGAAGAAAUGCCGAUAUCCUUGCGAGGGUGUCUGCGGCGUGGGUGCACAGUGUUCGGUGAUAAAUCAUACUCCGAUCUGUACUUGCCCCGAAGGAUACACUGGCGAUUCCUUUGUCAGAUGUUCGCCAGCAUUAGUGAGUAUGGAUCGGCCCGCGGAUUCGUGUACCAAUUGCGGUACAAAUACGCAGUGCGUAAAUGGAGUAUGCACAUGCUUAUCAGAGUAUCAAGGAGACCCGUACAUAGGUUGUCGUCCAGAAUGUGUCCUAAAUUCAGACUGUCCAAGAGACAGAGCUUGCAUCAAGAGCAAAUGUAACGAUCCAUGCGCUGGAACCUGUGGUCAGAAUGCAUUGUGUUCUGUCGUCAAUCACGUUCCAGUUUGUACUUGUCCGUCAGGAACAUCGGGAAAUGCGUUCGUAGUUUGCUCCCCGGUGCAAGCAGUAGAAACACCCAUAGACCCGUGCAACCCAUCACCCUGCGGGCCCAACAGUCAGUGCAGGAAGGUAAACGACCAAGCCGUUUGCUCUUGCAUUCCUGGCUACCUAGACACUCCACCAAAUUGUAGGCCAGAGUGUAUCCUAAGCUCCGACUGUCCAUCCAACAUGGCCUGCAAUAACCAAAAGUGUAUUUAUCCUUGCCCUGGUACUUGUGGUAUAAGGGCCGAGUGUGUCGUAGUGAACCAUAAUCCAAUCUGUAGCUGCCCACCGGAUCUGACAGGCAAUCCCUUCACCGUUUGUAUCAGGAAACUGGAAGAGCCAACAGUUCUGAACCCAUGCGCACCAUCACCUUGCGGCCCAAACAGUCGAUGCCAGGUCUUAAAUAAUUCACCAUCUUGCUCUUGCUUGCCCGAGUUCCUUGGAUCCCCGCCAAACUGUAAGCCAGAGUGCAUAAGCAACAGCGAGUGCUCCACGCACUUAGCUUGCAUCAAUCAGAAAUGUCGCGAUCCUUGUCCCGGAUCCUGCGGCUCUAACGCUGAAUGCAGAGUAAUAAGUCAUACGCCUAUGUGUGUCUGUUCUUAUGGUUUCGUUGGUGAUCCAUUUAUUCAGUGUCUUCCCAGACCAGCAAUCGAAGACACCGGUAAAAAACCUACGCCCUGUGUACCGUCUCCCUGCGGGUCUAACGCGAUGUGCAAUGAACUGAACGGCGCUGCAUCCUGCAAGUGUAUGCCAGAUUACGUCGGCAACCCUUACGAGGGAUGUCGACCAGAGUGCACCAUCAAUUCCGACUGUACAGCCGAUCGAGCUUGCGUUAAAUCAAAAUGUCAGAACCCUUGCCCAGGAUUCUGUGGCUACAACGCACUCUGCCAGGUCGUGAAUCACGCUCCGCUUUGUACUUGCCAAUUCGGUUACACGGGCGAUCCAUUCGUCCAGUGCAAUAUCGUUCAAGAACAACCGAAACCAGCCGAUCCUUGUAGCGUAUCACCUUGCGGACUUAACAGUCAAUGUCAAGUGUCUAACGGACAAGCUAUUUGUUCCUGUUCACCCACGUUUAUUGGAACCCCGCCGAUGUGCAGACCGGAGUGCACCGUCAGCUCGGAUUGUGCUACAAAUCGUGCUUGCAAGAACCGUAAAUGCGUGGAUCCUUGUCCAGGUAUUUGCGGUAUCAACGCGAGAUGCGAGACGAUAAAUCAUAGUCCGAUCUGUAGCUGCAAUCCCGGCUUGACCGGCGACCCGUUCGUGAGAUGUUUCAAAGUUCCAACGGUGUCCGAGCCCAUAAAUCCUUGCGUCCCGUCGCCGUGUGGUCCGUUCUCCGUGUGCCGUAUGCUUGGCAACACGGAGUUGCCAAGCUGUUCGUGCAUGGACAAUUACAUAGGAUCCCCGCCUAAUUGUCGUCCGGAAUGCACCAUCGAUUCCGAAUGCGGCAGUAACAAAGCUUGUCUAAGACAGAAGUGUACUGAUCCUUGUCCAGGAUCCUGCGGUACAGGAGCACAGUGUCUCGUAGUGAAUCACAUGGCCGUAUGCACUUGUCCAAAGGGCUACACAGGCGAUCCGUUUGUCAAUUGCUUUGUAGAAGCUGCUCCUUCACCACCAGUUCCUCAAGACGCUUGUAAUCCUUCACCCUGUGGAUCGAACGCCGUGUGUCGCGAUGGCACGUGUAGUUGUUUGCCCGAGUAUCGUGGUGAUCCCUAUUACGGAUGUCGCCCAGAAUGCGUCCAGAACCCGGACUGCCCGCUGGACAAAGCUUGCAAUCGAAAUAAGUGCUUCGACCCGUGUGUGGGCGUCUGUGGCCAGAACGCCGAGUGUGUGGUGAUAAAUCACACACCGAUGUGCAGUUGCCCAGAUGGAAUGUCUGGCAACGCGUUCGCCACGUGCUAUCCGGUGAAAGACCCAGUGAUAGUACAACCCUGCAAUCCGUCACCUUGCGGUCCUAAUAGCAGAUGUCAAGAUUUUAGCGGCCAGGCAGUCUGCUCGUGCGCCCCAGGAUUCAUUGGAAAUCCUCCGGCGUGUCGACCAGAGUGUAUAGUUAACAGUGACUGUCCAUUGAACGAAGCCUGCGUGAACCUGAAGUGUAGAGAUCCGUGUCCUGGAUCCUGCGGAGUGUCGGCCCGGUGCCAAGUGGUCAAUCACAACCCCAUUUGUAGCUGCCCUCCGGUGUUCACUGGUGAUCCGUUUGUGCGGUGCUUGCCUAGACCGGAGGAACCUGCGCCACCGACAAACCCCUGUCAACCAUCUCCGUGUGGCCCCAACGCAGUCUGUCAAGUGAUCAAUAACCAGCCAUCUUGCUCUUGCAGAGCAGAAUUCAUCGGAACGCCUCCGAAUUGCAGGCCCGAGUGUGUCAGUAACAGCGAGUGUAGUAGUCCUUUAGCUUGCAUUAAUCGCAAGUGUAAAGAUCCCUGUCCAGGUUCCUGCGGUUUUAACGCAGAGUGCCACGUUAUUAACCACGUUCCCUCGUGUGCAUGCAUGAGGGAUUACACAGGCGAUCCUUUCGUUCAGUGUUCCGCCAAGCUACCGAUACCAGCGAUUCCGACACGACCCUGUCAACCCUCCCCUUGCGGUGCUAACGCCAUGUGUCGAGAACAGAAUGGCGUUGGUUCUUGCUACUGUUUGCCUGAAUACAUCGGCAAUCCCUACGAAGGAUGCCGACCAGAAUGUACGAUUCCAUCAGAUUGUCCCUCGAAUUUAGCAUGUAUCAAUCUCAAGUGUCAGAAUCCUUGUCCCGGUUCUUGCGGCGCGAACACGAAGUGCCAGGUGGUGAACAACUCGCCCGUGUGCACUUGCAACUCGCAAUACUCUGGUGACCCGUAUGUCAGUUGCGUGUACAAGAUGCCCUCCAUCGAAGAAGAUGAACCCGACGUAUGUAGACCAUCGCCUUGCGGCCCGAACAGUCAGUGCCACAACGUCAACGGUCAGGCAGUGUGUUCUUGCUUGCCCCAAUACAUAGGAACCCCGCCCAAUUGUAAACCCGAGUGUGUAGUCAAUUCAGAGUGCAACUCGAAUCUCGCGUGCGUGAAUCAAAAGUGCAAAGAUCCCUGCCUUGGUAUCUGUGGCCGCAAUGCUCAGUGCAAAGUCAUUCACCAUAGUCCGAUCUGUAGCUGUGGAAGUGGUUUAACGGGAGAUCCGUUUGUCUUUUGCUUCCAAACUCCAAUAAUCCAACCAGAAGAUAAGUACCCAAAAGAUCCGUGCGUUCCGUCCCCCUGCGGUCCAAACGCAAUGUGCAAACCGCUCGGCGAUACACCAGUUUGCACCUGCAUGAACAACUACAUCGGUGUACCUCCCAACUGUCGACCAGAGUGCUCUAUGAACUCGGACUGCACAGCUAAUAGAGCUUGCAUUCGAGAGAAGUGUAGGGACCCCUGUCCAGGAUCCUGCGGAAUUGGUGCUCGUUGCACUGUUGUAAACCAUACGCCAGCCUGCACGUGUCCCACAGGAUACACCGGUGAUCCUUUCACCAGUUGUUCGCCUGUUCCUCCACCCGACAUGAUGGAAGUCCCGACAGACCUGUGCAACCCAUCGCCGUGCGGGCCGAAUGCUCGGUGCAACGACGGUACUUGCACUUGUAUACCCGGUUACUUUGGCGACCCGUACUCCAUUUGCCGUCCCGAAUGCGUGAUCAACACCGAUUGUUCCCGAAACGAGGCUUGCAUGCUACACAAAUGCAGAAACCCGUGCGUAGGAACUUGUGGAGCAAACGCAGAGUGCAACGUGGUCAAUCAUUUGCCUAUGUGUAGUUGCCCAAGAAACAUGACGGGCAACGCAUUUGUAUCCUGCACCUCUAUGAAAGACAUGAACAUCCUUGACCCGUGCAACCCGUCUCCGUGUGGUCCAAACAGCCACUGUCGUUCCUCGAACGGCCAAGCUGUUUGUUCCUGCGUUAGUGGAUUUAAGGGAUCACCGCCUUCCUGCAGACCCGAAUGCGUCGUUAGCACCGACUGUCCGCGAAACAGAGCUUGCAGCAAUCAAAAGUGCAUAGAUCCCUGCCUCGGUGCUUGUGGACUGUCGGCACAGUGUACAGUUAUUAACCACAAUCCCGUGUGCAGGUGUUUCGAUCAGUACAUAGGAGACCCGUUCAUCCAGUGCACGCCACCUAGCAGAGUACCAGACGUUCCAGUCAAUCCUUGUCAACCCUCGCCCUGUGGUCCAAACGCCAUGUGUCAAGUGACUAAUAACUCACCCUCCUGUUCCUGCCUCCCUGAAUUCAUCGGAAUUCCGCCAAAUUGUAAACCCGAAUGCGUGAGCAACACUGAGUGUCCGGCACAGCAGGCCUGUAUCAAUCAGAAGUGUAGGGAUCCUUGUCCCGGUUCGUGCGGCAGAAACACCGAAUGCAGGACCGUUAGUCACACUCCGAUGUGCACUUGCGCCAGUGGUUUCACCGGAAAUCCAUUCGUGCAAUGUACACCUCAACCAAUUCAAGAUAUCCCAAGCAAAGUCAAUACGUGUCAACCAUCUCCCUGCGGAGCGAAUGCUGUUUGUCGCGAGUCUUAUGGCUCAGCCGUCUGCACCUGUUUACCCGAAUUCUACGGUAACCCGUAUGAAAACUGUCGCCCCGAGUGUCUCAUAGACUCCGACUGUUCGUUCAAUCGUGCCUGCAUAAGGAACAAGUGCCAAGAUCCGUGUCCAGGAGCUUGCGGAUUCAAUGCUGUAUGUCAGGUUGUCAAUCACAUCCCCGCCUGUAGCUGUAGGUCGGGUUAUACCGGUAAUCCCUUCCGAUCUUGCGGUACCAUUCAAGAACCUCCCGAACCAAGCGUUACCAACUCGUGCGUACCAUCGCCCUGUGGACCAAACAGUCGUUGCCAAGAUGUCAAUGGUCAAGCCAGCUGUUCCUGCUUGCCCACCUUCAGGGGAACCCCGCCCAGUUGUAGACCAGAAUGUGUCGUUAGCGCUGAAUGUCCCAGCAACCAGGCCUGCAUGGGUCAGAGAUGCGUUGACCCUUGCCCUGGCGUCUGUGGCGUAAACGCUAGAUGCGAAGUCUUCCAUCACAGUCCCAUAUGUAGUUGCAGCGCUGGUCAGACGGGAGAUCCGUUCGUAAAAUGUUUCGACGUUCCCACUAUGGUUCCACCUGUACCUGUGAACCCGUGCGUACCGUCGCCGUGUGGACCGUUCUCGCAAUGCCAGGACAUAGGGGGUAUCCCGUCCUGUUCCUGCUUACCUAAUUAUGCCGGUUCGGUUCCGAACUGUCGCCCUGAGUGCUUAAUCAACACCGACUGCACCAGCAACAAAGCCUGUAUCAGAGAGAAAUGCAGGGAUCCGUGUCCAGGUUCUUGCGGAACAAACGCGUUAUGCAAUGUUAUUAAUCACACGCCAGCUUGCACUUGUCCUAGCGACUUUACAGGAGAUCCGUUCACCAGCUGCCAACCGAAACCAGCAAUUACAACUCCAACGAUGUCCGAUCCGUGCAACCCAUCGCCGUGCGGACCAAACGCGAUAUGUCAAAAUGGAAUCUGUAGCUGCGUAAGCGAGUAUCGCGGUAAUCCCUACGAAGGAUGUUACCCAGAGUGCGUGCAAAACUCCGAUUGUACACGCAACAGAGCUUGCUCCAACAACAAAUGCGUGGACCCCUGCGUCGGUAUCUGUGGUCAGAAUGCCGAAUGUGUGGUGGUCAACCAUAUUCCCACUUGCAGUUGCAUAGAAAAUUACGAAGGGGAUUCUUUCACUCUCUGUAGACCGAUUCGAAAGCGCGUGAAACCUUGCGAGCCCUCGCCCUGUGGACCUAACACCGUGUGCCGUGAAUUCGGCGAACAAGCAUCGUGCUCCUGCCUCCCUGGAUACUUUGGAACUCCGCCCAGCUGCAGACCCGAGUGUCUCGUGAACACAGACUGCGAACAAAGCAGAGCUUGCGUGAACGAGAGGUGCCGGGACCCGUGCGAGAACUCUUGCGGUCAGGGCGCGUUAUGCGCGGUCCGAAAUCACAACCCCAUUUGCAGCUGCCCCGCCCAGUAUUCCGGCGACCCGUUUGUCAGCUGUUUCCCCAUGAAAACCCACGACCUGGAACCCAGCCUGGACCCGUGCAAUCCCUCGCCGUGUGGACCGAACUCCCAGUGCACCGUGUCGCCCGCCAGAAAACAGUCCUGCAGCUGUUUGCCCGAGUUCGUAGGGUCUCCUCCCAACUGUAGACCCGAGUGCCUAGUCAGCAGCGAGUGUCCUGGCGAUCAAGCGUGCGUUAGGCAGAAGUGUAGCGACCCUUGCGUAGGACUCUGCGGCCCUAACGCGCUCUGCCAAGUUGUCAUGCAUUACAUCCGUUGCGUCUGCCCCGAAGGAUUUACCGGAGACCCGGUCACAGUUUGUUCCCCGAUAACGACAACUCCUGCGCCACCGACACCAUCGAGACCCUGCAGUCCUUCACCCUGCGGUGUCAACGCUUACUGCCGUGAAAGAUACAACACCGCGUUCUGCGAGUGUGUGCCUGGUUACAGGGGAAACGCUUACGACGGCUGUGUCCCGGAAUGUCUCGUGAACACCGACUGCCCGAAGUCUCAAGCCUGCAUCAGGACCAAGUGCCAGGACCCUUGUACCGGAACUUGUGGCGUCGGAGCGAUCUGCACCGUGUCGAAUCACAUCCCCAUCUGCUCUUGCCCUCUACCAACAAUUGGGGAUGCGUUCACCCUCUGCCGUGCUGAAGAACCGAAAGAGAGAGAUCCUUGCUCUCCGUCUCCUUGCGGUGCAAACACUCUCUGCGAGAAGGUAGGCAAUACAGCGGUAUGCAAGUGUCUGCCUAGCCUGCAAGGAGUGCCAACGAGCAUCACAGGCUGUCAUCCGGAGUGCGUGAUCAGCUCCGACUGUCCAGGGGACAAAGCUUGCAUAAACAACAGAUGCGUGAAUCCAUGCACACAGAACGUCUGCGGGAUCAGAGCAACUUGUCAAGCGAUCAAUCAUAGUCCGCUUUGCAGCUGUCCGACCCCGUUGAUCGGCAAUCCGUUCGUAGAAUGUUACACGAAAUUCGGUAAGUCGCCUACGACUACCGAAGAAACCAAUCCUUGCAGUCCGUCUCCGUGCACCUACAAUGGCGAAUGCAAAGUCAGAAAUGGCGUUGCGGUGUGCAUCUAUCCAGAGUGUGUCAUCAACGACGAUUGCCCACGAGACAAAGCUUGUUUCGCGCAGAAAUGCAGAGAUCCGUGCCUCGGUGCUUGUGGCAUCAACUCACUUUGUCAGACGGUCAACCAUAAACCUGUCUGCUCAUGCCCGGCUGGAUUCACUGGCAACGCUAGGAUACAGUGCAACGUUCCACCAGCCGAUGUACCAGCGCCAGAGUGUACCCAGAAUUCCGAAUGCCCUAACGAUAAGACCUGUUAUAACCAGAAGUGCGUGGAUCCUUGUACGCUGGACCCCUGUGGCUAUAACAGCCGCUGUCACGUGCUGCUGCACCGGGCUGUAUGCUUUUGCAACGAAGGCUUCACCGGAAAUCCUCAACAAUACUGCAGCCAAAUUGGCUGUCGUGGAGAUAGCGAGUGCCCGUUGACCCAAUCAUGCGUCAACAACGAGUGCAUAGACGCCUGCUUGGUGACGCAAUGCGGCGUCAACGCUCUUUGUACAUCCGAUGGAUAUCACAGACCAAGGUGCUACUGUCCUGACGGAUAUCAAGGCAAUCCGUAUCAAGUAUGCGAGAGACCGGAAUGUACCAACGACAACGACUGUCCAUCUUCCCUGGCGUGCAGCAAUCAGAGAUGCGUCAACCCUUGCAACUGCCCACUGUCCGCUCAAUGUUCCGUCAUCAAUCAUCGACCUACUUGUCGAUGCCCACCAGGUUACACCGGUGAUCCGUACACGUCGUGUCUGAUGGAAACAAUAGAACCGCAGCCUGAAUGCCAAGUGGACGGUGACUGCCCCAGCAAGUUGGGCUGCUUCAAUGGAGUCUGUAAAGAUCCCUGCAUCGAAACCAAACCUUGCAUCGCUGGAGCAAAAUGCUCUGUCGUGGAUACUUUACCAAUGCGGACGAUGAUCUGUGAAUGCUUGCCGAAUUUCGCUGGCGACGCAACAGUCGCGUGCAUUCCAGUGGAUAAACAACUCGACGCAAUCUGCCAAACGGACUCCGAGUGUACUACGAAUAUGGCCUGUUUGAACCAACGGUGCAUCAACCCUUGCAUUAUCAGUCCCUGCGCAUCGAAUGCAGAGUGUGCCGUAGAAAAUCAUCGUCAUCAGUGUCAUUGUUCUACCGGACUUUCUGGCGAUCCGUUCAUGAACUGCUAUAGAGAUACUGACGGAUUCCCAGAGUGUACAACGAACUCUGACUGUUCGUACAACGCGGCCUGUAUAAACCAGCUGUGCCAAAAUCCGUGUCUAGGCUCACAGUGCGGUCUAAACGCUGAGUGUGUCACGGUCAACCACCAUCCGACGUGUCACUGUCAGCAGAAUUUCGCCGGCGACCCUCAACUGCAAUGUUUCAAACCUGAAUGCAAGUCGGACAGCGACUGCCCCUAUGAUAAGACAUGUCAGAAUAAUAACUGUGUCACUCCUUGUCUGGUCGAUGAUAUUGCAUGCGGUCGCGGUGCAGAGUGUAUCGCGAUCUCGCACAGAGCCCAAUGCGCUUGUCCGCGAGGCACCCAAGGAGAUCCGCGAGUGGCUUGCAUUUCUACAGUAUGUCACUAUAACGAAGACUGCGCCGAUCACGAAGCGUGCGACAGACUGAACAGAGUUUGUCGACCGGUUUGCGACGACGACGUCUGCGCGGAAUCCGCGAAAUGCAUUGCCAGGGAUCAUCAACCGAAGUGCACGUGCCCCGCGGGAACCUCUGGAAAUCCUUACAUCGAAUGCACCGGUGUCUCCAUCGAAAUGGGAUGCAGAGAAGACGGCGAAUGUCCGUUCUAUCAGGCCUGCAUAAACGGAAAAUGUCAAGAUCCUUGCCUGUCUUCGAACAUGUGCACCGGCGAUCAGAUAUGCAAAGUGUUGAACACAGUGCCACUUCGUACGAUGAUCUGCAGCUGCCCGCCUAAUACCAUCACUGACAUUAACGGGCAGUGCAAGAAGAUUGUGCUGGCGGACGUUGAUUGCCAUCAGGACGAAGACUGCAGUAAUUCGGAGAAGUGCAUUGGCGGAACUUGUAUCGAGGCUUGCCUUACCACCCAAUGUGGGCUGAAUGCCCAAUGCAAGUCCACGUCUCACACGGGAAUCUGUCAAUGCGCGCCCGAUUUCACCGGAAAUGCUUAUCUUGAAUGCGUCAGAGCUCCCGUUACGCCAUUACCACCGGUGCGUCCAGAGUGUUACGCCAACAGCGAAUGCUCCAGUGAUAGGCAGUGCAUAAACUCCUUCUGUGUGAAUCCGUGCGUCGUCGCGGAUCCUUGCGGAAGAAACGCACUAUGCCACGUGAACGAUCACAUUCCGGUCUGCAGAUGCCCCGAAAACUACGAGGGCGAUGCGAGAAUCAAUUGCAUACCGCCGGGCAUCGUGGCCGAGUGUCACUCGAACAGCGACUGCGCUGGCAAUGCUGCCUGCGUCAACAGCUUGUGCAUCAACCCCUGCAAUUGUGGGUCGAACGCAAAGUGCAACGUCGCAGAUCACUAUCCAUCCUGCGUGUGUCCGCCUGGUUACUCCGGAAACCCUCAACUCGGUUGCUUCAAACUGGACUGUGAGUCGGACAGCGAGUGCAACGACGCAGCGACUUGCUACAACGGCCAAUGCGUGAAUCCUUGCAUCCUGGAGAACAAAUGUGCCAUCAACGGGGAGUGUUACGGCCAAAACCAUCGCGCGGUUUGUCGCUGCGGCCCGGGCUACCUCGGCAAUCCGGAAGUCCAUUGCGAGAGAGUCGAGUGCAGCGCGGACCACGACUGUCCUCGAAACCUGGCCUGCGACAAUGGACGCUGCGUGAGUCCUUGCAUCGAGGACUCACCGUGUGCACAGAACGCCAUUUGUUACGUCCAAGAUCACGCGGCCACCUGUCGCUGUCCAGAAAAUCUUCCGAUCGGAAAUCCGUACUCCUACUGCGAACAUCGUCCAACGACGGUGCUCGACGAACCAGAGUGCAGGCUCGACAUCGACUGCGCCGACAAGCUGGUGUGCAUCAAGGACAAAUGCAUCGAUCCGUGCCCGGUGAUCAAACCAUGUCCGGAGAACGCUCGAUGCAACGUUCUUGAUACGGUUCCCGUGAGGACUAUGACGUGUACUUGUCCGGAAGGCUGGACAACCGACGACAACGAUUCAGAAUGUCACACAAAUCCUUUUAUGUUAAUAACGAUUAUAUUUCCAGUUCAAAUAACAACAAUCGGAGCCUGCACCACGAACGACGAGUGUGGCGACAACGAGGCCUGCAUCAACAGACAGUGCAGGGACCCCUGCAACUGCGGCACCAACGCCGUCUGCCACGUGAGGGAUCACAAACCGAUCUGUUCGUGCGAGGAAGGCUAUCAGGGCAACCCGGACAUCGUUUGCCAUUCGGUGGAAUGUAGACGGGACAGCGAAUGCGCUCUCGACAAGAGCUGCGUGAACAACAACUGCGUGAAUCCUUGUCUGGUGUCCGACAGCUGCGGCGUGAACGCCGAGUGCUAUCCCAACAACCACAAAGCCGACUGCCGCUGUCGCAAGGGAUACCAUGGAAAUGCUUUGGACCAUUGCAGAGUAAUCGGCUGUUACAGCAACGGGGACUGUCCUAGCGAUCAUUCGUGCAUCAACCUACAAUGCGUGGACGCCUGCGUCCAUAGCAACCCCUGUUCACCGCUAGCCGAAUGUAGAGUCUUCAACCAUCUGCCCAUUUGUCGUUGUCCAGCCCAUCACGUGGGUAAUCCUUACGUAAACUGUAAGCCGGAGGACAGACCCGAGUGCAAGGAGGACAGCGACUGUCCCGACUCGCUGGCCUGCUUCAACAACAAAUGUCAGAACCCUUGCACCGUCAUCGAACCGUGCAGCGAACCGUCAGAAUGUAGAGUACUUCCAACCCAUCCUGUUCGAACCAUGGUCUGCGUAUGUCCCAGCGGUUACGUGAGCAGCGGUAGCGGAACCUGUCGAGCCACCAAACCGAUCCUCAGCAUCGAGUGCACCAGGGACACUGACUGUCCUUCGCAGAAGUCCUGCGUGAAUGCCGUGUGCAAGGAUCCUUGCGCCUGCGGGCCUAACUCGGAGUGCACCGUCGUUGAUCACAAACCAAUUUGCGCCUGCGACGUGGGCUACGACGGAAAUGCCGACGUGGCGUGCACCAAGGUCGUUGGAUGCCGCGCUGACAGCGAUUGCAGCGGAUCGCACGCAUGCCUGCAACACAGCUGCGUUCCAGUAUGCUCGCCAUCGACCACCAUCUGCGGGAAAAACGCCGAAUGCCACGGCAUCAACCACAAAGCCAUUUGCGAGUGUCCGCCUGGACUUGGGGGGAACCCGAGGGUCGGUUGCACUCUUCUUGGCUGCAGAACCAACUCGGAUUGCCCCACGAACAAGGCUUGCAUCAACAGUCGCUGCGAGAAUCCAUGCGCGGUGAACCCAUGCACUGGGAACCUCGACUGCAACGUUUACAACCACGUGGUAGAAUGUGCUUGUCCCCCUGGUUAUAUCGGCGACGUUAAUUCAGGAUGUACCAAACUAACGAAGAAGUGCAAGGCGGACAACGAGUGUCCAUCUCAGACCGCCUGCUUCAACGGCGAGUGCAUAAAUCCUUGCGUGAAGAUCCAACCGUGCGGAGUGAACGCGGAUUGCAAGGUCCUGGAUACCAAUCCUGUGAGGACUAUGAUCUGCGAGUGUAUUCCUGGUUACAGAGGAAACGCAGUCGUCCGUUGUGAAAAAACUGACGUGUGCCCGGCAGAGAAGGGUCAGGUCCGUGACGAGAAUGGUAACUGCGUUUGUCUACCUGGUUCGGCUAAGGACGAGAACGACAUUUGCAUACCGUGCCGCAAACAGUCCGGAAUGAUAAUCAACGAAGAAGGAUACUGCGUGUGCGCUUUGGAGAACGGCAUGAUCAUCGACGAGUAUGGUCGCUGUGUGUGUCCAACGGAACAUGGAUACAGACUAGACGCCAAUGGAUAUUGUAAAUUGGUUGACAUAAUCGAAUGCAGACGCGACGACGAUUGCGCCGACAACAGAUACUGCGACUUGACCAGCCAAACCUGCGAAGAUCCAUGCUUGACGCAACUGUGUGGCAUGAAUGCACUCUGCAACGCUACCCGUCAUCAAGCUAUAUGCACAUGCAUCAGCGGCUACAGUGGAAACGCUUACACUCAAUGCUACAACGGAAACCGAGGGCGUACCGACUUCCCUAGGCCAGAUAUAAUUGUUAGCUGCUUAUCUGAUGGAGUACAAGUCCUCAUACACCUUCUGGACGACGAAUUCGAUGGUGUUUUGUACGUGAAAGGUCGCAGCAAAGAUGAACAAUGCAGACGAGUUGUUUCCAUUUCUUCGGAAACGAUGCACAAGACUGAAAUAUUCAAAGUGGCGUUUGGAAAUUGCGGACUGAUACAUGUAAACGGACAAGCCAGCUUCGUACUGGUCAUACAAAAACACCCUAAACUGAUGACAUACAAGGCUCAGGCAUAUCACAUCAAAUGUAUAUACCAAACUGGUGAACAAAAUGUUACUCUUGGCUUCAAUGUUUCUAUGCUGACCACCGCUGGAACCAUCGCUAACACCGGUCCGCCUCCAAUUUGCUUGAUGAAAAUUGUCACCCAAAGCGGAAAUGAAAUCACCUCCGCUGAGAUCGGGGACAAUCUAAUGUUGCAAGUUGAAGUUCAGCCCUCCAGCAUUUACGGAGGAUUCGCUCGAAACUGCGUUGCCAAGACGAUGGAGGACAACCUGGAGAACGAAUAUAUCGUGACAGAUGAAAACGGAUGCGCGACGGAUCCAACAAUAUUUGGCGAGUGGGAGCAAAAUCCUGAAACGCAGGCGCUGAUGGCUAGUUUCAACGCAUUCAAGUUCCCAAGCAGCGAUAAUAUACGAUUCCAGUGUAAUAUUCGCGUUUGCUUCGGACGGUGCCAACCCGUCAAUUGCCGAGGAUACAACGCAUUUGGCCGACGACGACGAGACGUUGAUUCCGAAGUUAACGAUACGUCUUUGAGCGUCGCGGACAAUUUUGAGGGACAACUUCGAGAAGAAAUAACAAUUCAAUCGAAUUUGAUAUUCACUCUGGAGCGAAGAGAAGAGAGGCUUACAGCGGAUCCAGCUGAAAUUGCUUCGGCGCAAAGAGUGGAGGAUAUAUGUGUUUCUAUGGUCGGCUUUGUGAUAGCAUUAGUUAUUACAGCACUCCUGGCACUAGUCGCUGUAGCUAUUGCUGUAUCAUGCUGGCUAAUGGCGUACCGUCGCCAGCCAAAGACUGCUGGACCACUGCCACAUCCACCAGAGUUCCCAAAUCCACUGUUCACUACUGAAUCUGUAGCUGAACCUUCUCCUGAUUAUCACCUAUCAUAAGUUUCGUAGGAUAAUUAUUAUUUUAUAACGUAAUUUUAUAAUCGUCAUCGGAAUGCAUUUCUGACCGCGUUUCCUGCCGGUCGGUCUUGUAUUUCUGUAAACGACUCCUCCAGUGACUAGCCCUCCAUACAUUUCUUCCAAGGGUUCACAACGACGCGUCAUAUGAAUCACGAUAUAUAUAAAUAUAUAUAAAGAGAGAUAUAUGUACUAUUUAUGGUGAUGGUUGCUUCCAUUAUCUACACAGAAAAAAUUUUCCGACGUUCCUUUUUUUUUUUCUAUACUAUACUCCCUCUAUUUAGUCAUUGGAAGAUUCGUUCAGCGUAACACUGUGAAUUUAAUUCCUGUGUAAAGUCAAACGAAUUAGUCUAAUAUAACUUUCUUACUUCGAAAGUAGGUAACUGUACAUUUUCUCUAAUAAAACGCUAAUGUAAUAUUUUUAAAAUGUUGCCCCAUCAUUCGCUGCGUACAUGUCCGAACGAAAUCGCGAACAUUAGGCGUUAAGGGGACCUCCGUCAGUUGUUGGCCCUUCGAAAACUAACACCGACAUCCCCACCACCAGCUACCCCUCACACUACGCUCCGUCCAAUUUUAUGUGUCACCAAAAACGAAAUACGAUCAAUCUACGGAUCGAAUGUUACUGUCACUAUCAUUCAACGACGGCUU